AUGAAUGUGCCACAGGAUUUUAAGUUCAGAGCAUUGAAGAAAGUACGAAUCUUUGAUGCUCCUGAUGAACUCCCCAAAGAGCGUUCCAGUCUUCUUGCUGUAUCCAACAAAUAUGGAUUACUGUUUGCUGGCUGUGCAGCUGGACUGCAGAUCUUCGAGACAAAAAACCUUCUAAUGCAGAUUCCAGUGGGGGAUUCUCCUAAUAAAAUAGGUAAGUUUUUUCUCUUUCCUCACCCUCAUCCCCAGCCUUCCUUAAUUUUUAUCUAUAGAGAUGUAUUUUUUAGCAUUAAGCAUAAACUCACUUGUUCUGCUUUGAAUACCCAUCAUAAGCUUUGGGGUGGCAAGUAUCCUUUGCAAAUUAUAGGGCUGGGAUUUUUUUACCUAUUUGGGCUCAUGUAGCAUAGUGGAUAAGGGACAGCUAAACAUCUGGAAGUCUGCAUUCAACUGUUGCCUCAUUCAUUAACUUGGUUGCCCUAAGUAAGUCUCCAUUUUCUUUUUUUCAUUUUUUCCCUUUUGGAUUUUUACAAUUUUAUAUUCAGUCAAACAGCACAAUAUAACAUUGGUCAUAUAUAAGAAAAAGUACCAUCCCCUCUGUGACUUCCCUCAACUUCCCCUUCUGGUUCUUUAAAUAUUUACUGCUUGUUGUUGUUGUUUAGUCGUUUAGUCGUGUCCGACUCUUCGUGACCCCAUGGACCAGGGCACGCCAGGCACUCCUGUCUUCCACUGCCUCCCGCAGUUUGUUCAAACUCAUGCUGUUAGCUUUGAGAACACUAUCCAACCAUCUCGUCCUCUGUCGUCCCCUUCUCCUUGUGCCCUCCAUCUUUCCCAACAUCAGGUUCUUUUCCAGGGAGUCUUCUCUUCUCAUGAGGUGGCCAAAGUAUUGGAGCCUCAGCUUCACGAUCUGUCCUUCCAGUGAGCACUCAGGGCUGAUUUCCUUCAGAAUGGGGAGGUUUGAUCUUCUUGCAGUCCAUGGGACUCACUAGAGUCUCCUCCAGCACCAUAAUUCAAAAGCAUCAAUUCUUCGGCGAUCAGCCUUCUUUAUGGUCCAGCUCUCACUUCCAUACAUCACUACUGGGAAAACCAUGGCUUUAACUAUACGGAACAUUGUUGGCAAGGUGAUGUCUCUGCUUUUUAAGAUGCUGUCUAGGUUUGUCAUUGCUUUUCUCCCAAGAAGCAGGGGUCUUUUAAUUUCGUGGCUGCUGUCACCAUCUGCAGUGAUCAUGGAGCCCAAGAAAGUAAAAUCUCUCACUGCCUCCAUUUCUUCCCCUUCUAUUUGCCAGGAGGUGAUGGGACCAGUGGCCGUGAUCUUCGUUUUUUUGCUGUUGAGCUUCAGACCAUAUUUUGCGCUCUCCUCUUUCACCCUCAUUAAAAGGUUCUUUAAUUCCUCCUCACUUUCUGCCCUCAAUGUUCUGUCAUCUGCAUAUCUGAGGUUGUUGAUAUUUCUUCCGGCAAUCUUAAUUCUGGCUAGGGAUUCAUCCAGCCCAGCCUUUCGCAUGAUGAAUUCUGCAUAUACCGGUAAGUUAAAUAAGCAGGGAGACAAUAUACAGCCUUGUCGUACUCCUUUCCCAAUUUUGAACCAAUCAGUUGUUCCAUAUCCAGUUCUAACUGUAGCUUCUUGUCCCACAUAGAGAUUUCUCGGGAGACAGAUGAGGUGAUCAGGCACUCCCAUUUCUUUAAGAACUUGCCAUAGUUUGCUGUGGUCGACACAGUCAAAGGCUUUUACAUAGUCAAUGAAGCAGAAGUAGAUGUCUUUCUGGAACUCUCUAGCUUUCUCCAUAAUCCAGUGCAUGUUUGCAAUUUGGUCUCUGGUUCCUCUGCCUCUUCUAAAUCCAGCUUGCACUUCUGGGAGUUCUUGGUCCACAUACUGCUUGAGCCUACCUUGUAGAAUUUUAAGCAUAACCUUGCUAGCGUGUGCAAUGAGUGCAAUUGUGCGGUAGUUGGAGCAUUCUUUGGCACUGCCCUUCUUUGGGAUUGGGAUGUAGACUGAUCUUCUCAAUCCUCUGGCCACUGGCCACGGCAAGGCAGUGAUCCCCCUUCAUGGAUCACUGCCUUGCCGUGGCGAAGAGGCUUGAAUAACUCACAGAAGCUAUGAACUAUGCCGAGCAGGGCACCCAAGAUGGACAGGUCAUAGUGGAGAGUUUUGACCAAACGUGAUCCUGGAGCAGGAACCGGCAAACCACUCCAGUAUCCCUGCCAAGAAAACUCCAUGGACAAAGACAACAGGCAUUUACUGCUACUAAUUGUUAUCUUAUUUUUAUAAUUUUAUACCUUAAUACUCUUAUUUUCUUAUCAGUUUUAUACCAAAUUUUCCUUCAUGAUUACAUCUUACAGUCAAUUUCAUUCCAUGUUGUCCUUACUUAACCUUUGAUCUUUUCUUACUUGUAAGUGUUUAAUCAAACACUGCUAGUGAGUCCGUAUCUUUACAGUAUUUCUGUAAAUACAACACAAAAGGUUCCCAGUCUUUUUAAAAUUCUGCAUUAUCAUUGUCUCUUAUUCUUUCCAUUAGUUUCGCCAUUUCUGCAUAUUCCAUAAGGUUGACUUGCCAUUCUUCUUUCAUUGGUAUCUUGUCGUCCUUCCAUUUUUGGGCUAGUAGUAUCCAAGCCGCCGUUGUAGCAUACAUAAACAACUUCUUCUGCUUUUUUGGUAGUUCCUGUCCUAUUAUACCCAACAGAAAAGCUUCUGGUUUUUUAACAAAGCUUAUUUUAAACAUCUUCUUCAGUUCAUUAUGUAUCAUUUGUGUCAGGGAACUGCCAUCAGUGCCGGAGGGAGAGAGCAAAACCCAGAGGGAUUCCAGAGAGCGUCCAGGGAUCGGGAGAAGCAGCCCAUCUUCUGGGGAAGAGAAUCAGCGUAGCACCAGUGGAGAAGGGGGGGCAGAUGGGGAAGUGGCGGCGGUCCCAUGACUCCUUGCCUGGGACCAGCGGGGAGAGUAGGGGUCCUCCGUUGCCCACGCCCUCCCUGCGCAGAAGGCUUUGCGCAGAGAGAGUAGGAGGAGACUAGGCGUCAAAGAGCUUCUUUGCUGGAAGAAGUUUAAGAAACGCCCACUGACGGAUUCUGCCAGCGAUUGAGUCAGCCACGGGUGAGUGGCUGUCCGGACAGAAAAGGUUCACUUUGGCAACCCAGCCAGGUGUUUGCAUCCAGCUGGGGAGAUAAGCACCGGCUUACGCACGAGCAACCCCUAGAGUCAUUACAGCAAUCCGUCAGUCCCUGACGUUGCUUGUGCGCAGCCCCGGGGAGGCAGCACGAUGAGCCAAACAGGGCCGGCUGGAGAGAAAGAGCAAGAAGCCAUGGUGCGAGGUCUGGUCAAGAGGAACCGAGACCUGGAGGCACAUGUCGCUACCCUGUCAGCGCGGCUGGAGGAGAGGUGGGCUCAGGAUGCACAGGUCAGAGCCACCCCGAUAGGGAGGAAGGUCCCGGGGCUGGUAAACAAGUUUGGUGGAAAGCCCCAAGACUACAAUGCUUUCUGAACAGAAAUUCAAUACGCUUUGGAAUUGCAGAAAAAUGACUUUGCUGAUGACGGGGAGAGGGUGGCUUACAUUGUUGGACAUCUGCAGGAUGGGGCGCGCGAAUGGAUCAGGCCCUUAAUGGCAACGGGGAAUGAUGCAUUGAAAGAUCUUAAGAAAUUCUACUAGGCAAUGGACGCGAUGUUCUCCAGCGCGGUUGAGCAAAGCGUGACACGGAGGGAGCUGAUGGGGUGCAAGCAGGGGAGCCUGUCCGUCAGAAACUACUGGUCGCGUUUUGCGAUGUUAGUCCACAAGCUUGGGUGGGAUCUGGACUCUGAACCAGUACAAAUGCUGUUUGAGGCAGGUUUGGACCCCGAAGUGAAAGACAAGUCCAGAGCGCCCCGCCCGCGGUCGAUGGAUGAACUCACCAAGACUGUUCUUGCGAUCGGUGUACGCCAGGAAGCGCGGGCUCAGGAGAAGCGGGAGAUAAGGGCGGAAUGUUUCCAUGGCAACUGCAUUCCUGAGAUGCUGAGGGAGCCUUCCCAGGCGGCAGAAUCGAUGGAAAUUGAUGGAGCGCGCGCAAAGUUUCAAACACUAGUGAAGGCUGGAAAAGGAAGGGGAAGGAGUGGAAAACUACCAAGAAGUGUUUCCUCUGUCAGCGGCCAGGACAUUUUGCAAAGGUCUGUCCUCAACGAAAGGCCUGGCAAGGCAUGAUGGGGGCUGCAGGCCAUGACGAGAAGGGGGAGGAAGGGCCGGUGCAGGGAAACGAGAAAGCCUGGCUGCCAACCAGCAGGGGCAGCAGCCAGGCCAGCAACCAAUAGAAGUGCCCCAGCCUGACCCUCCCAAGGCAGCUAUAGCCAUAGAAGUGGUGCUAGAACUCCCAAAUGGGCACCCAGUCAAAGUGGAGGGGCUGCUGGAUUCUGGCAGCUCGUGUAAUUUCUUCAGCAGAGACUUCACUCUGGAGACCAGCUCCACCUCUUGCCACUAGAUUUUCCCUUGCAGGUGACCACCAUCGAUGGCAGGGAACUACUGGGAGGGGAAGUGACACACCAGACACUGCCAAUGCAGAUGAGUGUUUCCAGGCACACGGAAACCAUUGCCUUUCACGUGGCCACGCUGGCAGGACCCCCAAUAAUAGUGGGAAUGAGCUGGCUGGCAAUACAUGACCCAGUGGUGUCAUGGCAUCAGCGGUCGCUCACCUUUGGGUCAGCUUACUGCUUAGAACACUGUCUGGGAGGGAAGGAACCAAUAAUGACUGUGGCUGGGGUGGCCCUGGAGGAAAAAGGGCAGGUGCCACCACAAUAUGCUGAUUUGAAGGAGGUCUUCAGCGAGAGGGAGGCAGACAGACUGCCCCCCCACAGGCCAUUUGACUGCCAAAUCAACCUGCUUCCAGGGGCUCAGUUACCGGUGGGUAAGCUGUAUGCCAUGUCCGACCGGGAGAUGCAGGAGUUGAGGCAGUUUAUUGACAAGAACCUGAAGAGAGGUUUCAUAAGGGAAUCAAAGGCGGGGGGGGGGGGGGAGUCCAGUGUUCUUUGUGGACAAAAAAGAGACUAACCAGCCCAGAUUAGUCGUGGAUUACAGGGCCGUAAACCUGGUGUCAGAACCCGUGACUUUCCCAAUGCCCAGGAUUGACGAUAUUUUGACACGUGUGAGGCAGGGGAAGAUUUUUACCAAGCUGGACCUCAGGGGAACAUACAAUCUGAUUAGGAUAAGGGAGGGGGACGAAUGGAAAAUGACCAUGUUCACCCCCCGGGGGCUUUUGAGUACUUUGUUAUGCCAUUUGGAUUACAAUCGGGGUCUGCCUGCUUUCAAGCCUUCAUGCACCAUGUGUUGGGGCCCCUGCUGUACAAGAAUUGCGAAGCCUUUUUGGAUGACGUCUUAAUCUAUUCGGACAAUGAAUUGCAACACGUCAGAGACGUCAGGGAGGUGCUACAGAGAUUGAAGAAGCAUCAGUUGUGGGUCAAGCUGGAAAAAUGCCAAUUCCACCCCAGGGAGGUCGAGUUCCUGGGGUACAGGUUGUCAGACAAAGGACUGGCCAUGGAUCCAGGCAAGGUGAAGGCAGUGCUGGAAUGGAAGGCCCCCCAAAACAGAAAGGAUGUGCAGACUUCCGGGUUGGCGCCUCUGGCAAUGGCGGAUUUCCUCCAAUCGGGAGGAAUCCGCUCUGUGGAAAACAGGGUCUGAACCGCCACGGCGAGGCGGAGACCCAUCAAAAACCACAGGCGGGAGAUGCCUGUGGAUGUGGGAUUCGGCUGGCACCUUUGUGCCCCCCCCUACUCGCGGGGAAACCCGGUUUUCGGGGAUCCGGAGCGACGUGGGGUGAGUGGCGCGGUGCUUUGAAUCGACUGCUUCUUUCACGGAGUGAAGCCGCAUUGCUGUUGCCGGAGAGCGCUGGCUUUUUCCUGUGGACAAUUGGAUUUUAAACAACUGCCCGUGAGUAGAACGGAAAAUUGGAUUAAGAAAUUUUUUAAUUUGGCACUGAAACGGGAAGGUCUAAACAGGAAGUCCGCCUUCCGCUUUUUGUAGAUAGGUUGAAGCAAAGACACGGCAAGCUAAAGUUUAGAAAGUCGUCUGUAAAGGACCAAAAUUUCAUCAUUUAAAAUUAUUGAACCCCCCUUGGAAGCAGGAGAAGAGGGGGAAACCUUUUUUAGACUGUUUAAACCUGCAGAAGAGAGAGUAAAGAAAGGCAAUUUUCCACCGUCUUGAACCUGGGAGCGGGGUGUCAGGACAGACGUUCUGGGGAAGUUCAUUGAUUAUGGACAAACGUUUUUGACAGAUAGUUAAAAAAGAGAAACAUAUUGACUCCAUUGUUCCCCUUCGCAUGUAAAAGGAACAAAAUUUUGACAAAAUAUCCGAAAAAGGAAAACUUUGUUGCUAGAUCUUUUUUUUUUUUUUUUUAAAAAAAGGAUGGAUACAAAAAGAAAUUGUUUCCCCUAGAGGGAGCUUGUGAAACUGUUAUUAAAACCAAACUGGGGAGCUUUGCAGCUGUAAAAGAUUAAGAUCGUGGGACCAGACUUCGACCUUGAACAAGAAUGUACUCGGAGGCUCUGGUGCUUGCCUUUUGCAAGACAAGUGCUUUAUUGGAACAGUUACAUGAGAAGAUGGAUUUGAUGACUGUUGCGAUCGGAAAUUUUAGACAGACAGUGGGUACCUAUAUAGAACCCACUCAGGAAUUAAUCCAGGAAUGUGCUUUGACAGAUGAGAUGAAGGAGGAGGCUGUUGCUGGACCCCGGGUGGCAGAGAUGGAGGGAGCUGUGGCCCAGCAGGAACAUGAGUUGUUGGAUUUGACGAAUGAACCUGGAAAAGUCAGAUUUGGAGAGAAGGAGUUCUGUUUGGCUUGGAGAUGGGGGGCUGGAUGGACCCCCCUAUGCAGGGAUGUUUUGAUUUUUCAAGUCUGGCUUUGGGCUGGGGGGAGCUCGGAGUUGUGGGGGCCCUUAACUUUGGAGGGGCCUUGAAACAUGCCUUCAAACACCACGUGGAUUUCGGUGUUGACUAUGGAAAAGGGUCUGACUUGUCGAGAAGGGCCAAAAAUAUAGUCAAGCUGGAGUCUCCCCGAGUGAAAGGAGCAGAAGACAAAGUAAAGUACAGGUAUAAAUAUGAAGAAGACCUGCGGAAGGGACAUGGAAGAGACUUAAGAGCCUCGGACAUAAGGUCACCAGGUUGAUGGACUGGAUGGAUGGGAUAGAAAGGACUGACAAAACCCGAGACCAGGAAGAAGAGACAAUGGAUGAAGAUUGGAAGAAAGUUUUAAAAAUUCAUUUAGAAAAGUAUUGUAAAAUUAAUGAGUAUUAGAAAAAUGUUGGAAUGAAAUUAUUGGGCUUUAGCAGAAAUGUUAAAAGAAUUAUGUAAGAAUAUGUAAUGGUUAAGAGAAUUUGGUAUAAAUAAGAUUUAAGUUUUAAGUUUUAGGACUUUUUAUGGUAAGAUAAGGUUAAAAUAGAUUAAGGUAAUUUAAUGACAGAAUAUUGUGAAAGAUGGAAAGGAUUUGCUGAGAUAAUUAAUAACUAGAAUACAAAAAAGGGAGGUGUGAGGAGGUCGAUGAAAUAAGGUAAUGACAGUUAAGGAUUUGGGAAUAUUGGAUUUGUUUUUAAAGUUUUUGUUUAUUUUUGCUUUUUGAUUUUGAUGUAUUGUGUGUUUUGUUUUUUGUUUUUGACUUUGGUUUUUAUUGAUUUGUAUUGUUUAAUUGUUACUUUUAUCUACUUUUUUCUUUCCUUUUUUUUCCUCUUGGUUUUUCCUUCUGAUUUCUUUGUAACCUUAAAAUUCUCAAUAAAUAUCAUUUUAAAAAAAAACAACAGAAAGGAUGUUCAGAGGUUCCUAGGCUUCAGCAACUUCUACAGGAAGUUCAUAAAGAACUUCGCUCACUUGACAGCGCCCAUAAUGGAUUGUCUUAGUUGCAUAAAGAAGUUCGCAUGGACAGAGGAUGCGCAGCAAUCCUUUGAAAAACUGAAGAAGGCGUUCGCCGCGGAAGAGCAGCUCCUGCACGUGGAUCCGGAGAAGCCCAUGAGACUGGAGACGGACGCGUCCGACUGCGCGAUUGGAGCGGUACUUUUGCAACCCGGGUCCAAGGAGAACUGGAGACAGUGUGCCUUUUUCUCUAGGAAGCUGAGCAAGUCGGAGCAAAACUACACGGUGUAUGACCGAUAACUGCUUGCGAUCUAUGCGGCAUUUCGGCAAUGGAGACAUCUUUUGAUAGGGGCGCAGCACAAGAUCCAGGUCCGAACUGACCACAAGAACUUGGAAUACUGGCGGACCGCGCGAGUGCUCAACCAGAGACAGAUCAGAUGGUCUCAGGAGUUCGCCAAGUUUUUCUUCGAGAUACGAUAUGUGCCGGGAGGGGAAAACGUGAGGGCAGAUGCUCUCUCUCAGAAACCGGAGUACAUGGAAGGAGAGAGGCCACCAGAGACCAGGAACGUGUUCCCCGAGGACCGGUGGGUGUGUGGAGGAGCGUUGGUAGGGAAAUGAGAACUAGCAGGGCUCUCCAGAGACGAUGAGUUUGCUCAGACGAAAAUCAGGGAGCUCAGGGACGGAAAGUAAGACAAUGGAGGGUUUGAGGAAAAGGAAGGGCUACUGUACUACAAGGGGGCGCUGUAUGUAUCAGGAGAGACUUUGAGGGGGAAGGUACUUAGACAGCUCCAUGACAACCCAACAGCUGGGCACUUUGGACAGCACAAGACCAUGCUACUUGUCACCAGGCAGUUCUGGUGGCCAAAGGUGAGGGAAGACGUAAGAGAAUAUGUACGAGGGUGCGACCGAUGCCAGAGGGCAAAGGGGGAAAGGGCCGCCCCCGCGGGGCUACUGGAACCCUUGCCUACACUGGAAAGGCCCUGGGAGGUGGUGUCCAUUGAUUUUAUGACAGAUCUGCCCAAGUCAAGGGGAAAAACAGCGGUCAUGGUAGUGGUCGAUCUACUGACUAAAAUGUGCCAUUUCGUAGCUUGCUCGCAUGCAGUAUCGGCAGAGGAGACAGCCAGGCUGUUUGUGGAUCACAUUUUUAGACUGCAUGGGGCCCCACUGAGGAUAAUCUCGGAUCGCGGGAAACAAUUUACCUCCCGGUUCUGGCGGAGUCUCAUGAGCUUGCUACAGGUCGAGGUGAGCUUCUCGACGGCGAGGCACCCAGAAACCAAUGGACAGGCCGAAAGAGCGAACGGCAUACUCCAGCAGUACCUGUGCUGCUAUGUCAGCGAGAGGCAGAACGAUUGGGUAGAGAAACUAGCUUUGGCUGAAUUUGCGUACAAUAACGCUGAACACGUGUCCACGGGAAUGAGCCCUUUCAUGGCCAAUUACAAGUGUCACCCUAGGGCCUUCCCGGGGCGGGGGGAGGAAGGAUGGAGUGUACCGGCGGCUGAGCAAUUUGUGGAGGAAAUGGAGGCCUUACACCAGCAACUCAGGCUGAACUUGGAGCGGGCCAAGGAAGUUUACAAGAGGCAGGCAGACAGGCACCGUCGGGAGGGGGGGAGGCCAUACGGGUGGGAGACCGGGUGUGGUUGUCAUCCCAAGGGUUGCCCCUAACGGGGGGGUGCCCGACGUUGCAGCCUAGGCGGCUGGGGCCGUUUGAGGUAAUACAGCAGGUUAACCCAGUGGCAUUUAAACUCAAGUUGCCUGACAGCAUGAAGAUACAUCCGGUGUUCCAUAGGUCCCUACUUUCACAUUACAGGGAGAGGCGGGAAUUCCCAGGACGGGAGGGAGGGGUUACCACCCACCCGCGGGUAGAGGAGAGGGAACACUGUAACGAAGCUACGGAAAUACUCGAUUCGAGGUGGCAAGGUCGCCAGGUAGAGUACUUGGUAGCCUGGGAGGGGGAACCUAGGUCUGAAAACACUUGGGUCCCUGCAGAAUCAAUCACUGACGCGUAUCUGGUGGAAGAGUUUCAUGGUUUGUUCCCGGGUAAGCCCAAACCAUUUGCUAGAUUCUGGGAGGAACAAUUUGGACCCACAGACGACGAAAGGGACUUUGUAGGUUUUCCUGCCUCCGAAGAGGAGGGAGGGGAGGUGUCCGAGGGAGCAUAAGGUCAAACAGAUUCCUCACUGGCCUUGCAGACAACUUCAUUGUCCAGAAAGUGGGAGAAGCAACAAGAGGAACAGCCAUUUUAGAUCUGGUCCUAACCAAUGUUGAUGACUUGGUUAGUGGGGUAGAAGUGGAAGGAUCAUUAGGCGCGAGUGAUCAUGCUCUUCUGAAGUUUACUAUACAGUGGAAAGGAGCAGCCAAGCAUACUAGGACUCAAUUUCUUGACUUUAAGAAAGCCGACUUCAUAAGACUUAGGGAAGUGCUGGGUGAGUUCCCAUGGACAGUAAUACUAAAAGGAAAGGGAGUUCAUGAUGGCUGGGAGUUUGUUAAGAGGGAGAUACUAAAAGCACAACGUCAGGCAAUACCAAUGAGACAGAAACAUGGAAGGUGCCUAAAGAAGCCAUGGUGGCUAGCUAAAGAACUUUUAACUGAGUUAAGAUUAAAAAGGAUGUGUACAAAAAAUGGAAAGGGGAAACCACCAAGAGGAAUUCAAACAAAUAGCCAGCACGUGCAGACACAAAGUUAGAAAAGCUAAAGCACAGAAUGAACUCAGGCUUGCUAGAGAGGUUAAAAGCAACAAAAAAGGCUUUUAUGGGUAUGUCCGUAGCAAAAGGAAGAACAAAGAAACAGUGGGGUCACUCAGAGGAGAAGAUGGUGAAAUGCAAACAGGGGACACAGAAAGAGCUGAACUCCUCAAUGCCUUCUUUGCCUCAGUCUUCUCCGAUAAAGAAAACAAUGCCCGACCUGAAGAAUUUGGAGCAAAUGAUUCAGCAGAGGAAACACAGCCCAGAAUAACUAAGGAGAUAGUACAAGAAUACUUGGCUAGUUUAGAUGUAUUCAAGUCUCCAGGGCCAGAUGAACUGCAUCCAAGAGUAUUAAAAGAACUGGCAGAUGUGAUCUCAGAACCACUGGCAGUCAUCUUUGAGAAUUCCUGGAGAACAGGCGAAGUCCCGGCAGACUGGAGGAGGGCAAAUGUUGUCCCUAUUUUCAAAAAGGGGAAAAGAGAGGACCCAAAUAAUUACCGCCCAGUCAGUCUGACAUCAAUACCAGGGAAGAUUCUGGAGCAGAUCAUUAAGCAAACAGUCUGUGAGCACCUAGAAAGGAAUGCUGUGAUCACCAAUAGUCAGCAUGGAUUUCUGAAAAGAAGUCAUGUCAGACUAACCUGAUCUCGUUUUUGACAGAAUUACAAGCCUGGUAGAUGAAGGGAACGCAGUGGAUGCUAGCCUACCUUGAUUUCAGCAAGGCAUUUGACAAGGUGCCUCAUGAUAUUCUUGUAAAGAAGCUGGUAAAAUGUGGUCUUGACUAUGCUACCACUCAGUGGAUUUGUAACUGGCUGACUGACCGAACCCAAAGGGUGCUCAUCAAUGGUUCCUCUUCAUCCUGGAGAAGAGUGACUAGUGGGGUGCCACAGGGUUCUGUCUUGGGCCCAGUCUUAUUCAACAUCUUUAUCAACGACUUGGAUGAUGGACUCAAGGGCAUCCUGAUCAAAUUUGCAGAUGACACCAAAUUGGGAGGGUGGCUAACACCCCAGAGGACAGGAUCACACUUCAAAACGACCUUGACAGAUUAGAGAACUGGGCCAAAACAAACAAGAUGAAUUUUAACAGGGAGAAAUGUAAAGUAUUGCACUUGGGCAAAAAAAUGAGAGGCACAAAUACAAGAUGGGGACACCUGGCUUGAGAGCAGUACAUGUGAAAAGGAUCUAGGAGUCUUGGUUGACCACAAACUUGACAUGAGCCAACAGUGUGACGCGGCAGCUAAAAAAGCCAAUGCAAUUCUGGGCUGCAUCAAUAGGAGUAUAGCAUCUAGAUCAAGGAAGUAAUAGUGCCACUGUAUUCUGCUCUGGUCAGACCUCACCUGGAGUACUGUGUCCAGUUCUGGGCACCACAGUUCAAGAAGGACAUUGACAAACUGGAACGUGUCCAGAGGAGGGCAACCAAAAUGGUCAAAGGCCUGGAAACGAUGCCUUAUGAGGAACGGCUAAGAGAGCUGGGCAUGUUUAGCCUGGAGAAGAGGAGGUUAAGGGGUGAUAUGAUAGCCAUGUUCAAAUAUAUAAAAGGAUGUCACAUAGAGGAGGGAGAAAGGUUGUUUUCUGCUGCUCCAGAGAAGCGGACACGGAGCAAUGGAUCCAAACUACAAGAAAGAAGAUUCCACCUAAACAUUAGGAAGAACUUCCUGACAGUAAGAGCUGUUCGACAGUGGAAUUUGCUGCCAAGGAGUGUGGUGGAGUCUCCUUCUUUGGAGGUCUUUAAGCAGAGGCUUGACAACCAUAUGUCAGGAGUGCUCUGAUGGUGUUUCCUGCUUGGCAGGGGGUUGGACUCGAUGGCCCUUGUGGUCUCUUCCAACUCUAUGAUUCUAUGAUUCUAUGGAGAAGAAUCAGACUGGGAGCUGGAAGAGAUCCGAGCGGAUGGGAGGCUGGUUUUGAAUCCUCAGAAGAUGAUGACAGUUCUUUCAGGGGAUUCCCCGCAUCGUCUGUCGAGGAGAGAGAGGAGGAUGUAUCGGAAGAUCGUGCCAGGGGUGGGGGUGGGGGUCCUGAGGAGGAGGUGGAUGUCAGGGAACUGCCAUCAGUGCCGGAGGGAUAGAGCAAAAGCCAGAGGGAUUCCAGAGAGCGUCCAGGGAUCGGGAGAAGCAGCCCAUCUUCUGGGGAAGAGAAUCAGCGUAGUACCAGUGGAGAAGGGGGGCAGAUGGGGGAAGCGGCGAGGCGGUCCCAUGACUCCUUGCCUGGGACCAGCGGGGAGAGUAGGGGUCCUCCGCUGCCUACGCCCUCCUUGCGCAGAAGGCUUUCGCGCAGAGAGAGUAGGAGGAGACUAGGCGUCAAAGAGCUUCUUUGCUGGAAGAAGUUUAAGAAACGCCCACUGACGGAUUCUGCCAGCGAUUGAGACAGCCACAGGUGAGUGGCUGUCCGGACAGAAAAGGUUCACUUUGGCAACCCAGCCAGGUGUUUGCACCCAGCCGGGGAGAUAAGCACCGGCUUACGCACGAGCAACCCCUAGAACCAUUACAAUUUGCCAAUAACUUUUAAUUACUUUACAAUUCCACCACAUGUGGUAAAGCGUACCUUCUUUCUCUUUACACUUCCAGCACUUAUUAGCACUUGUUCUAUACAUUUUUGCCAGUUUGACAGGAGUUAAAUACCAUUGGUACAUCAUUUUCAUAUAAUUCUCUUUCAAAGUUGUAUAUGCGGUGAAUUUUAAAUCAACUUUCCAUAAUUUUUCCCAGUCUUUCAUUUGUAAGUUAUAUCCUACACCUUGUGCCCGUUUAAUCAUUACACAUUUAACCUCUUCAUCUUUGGUUUCCCAUUUUAAUAAUAAAUUAUACAUCUUCUUCAAUAAUUUGGUAUUAUCCUCUACAAUUUCUCUUUGAAAUCUAGAUAAAUUAUAAUUAAAUCCUUUCUUUUUAUCUUCUUUGAAGACCUCAUUUACUUGAAAAUAUUGUAACCAGUCAUUAACAUGUUCUCUGAUCUCUUCAAAUUCUUUCAUUUUUAAUUUCCCUUCUGUUUCUAUUAAUAGAUCUCUAUUUGUAAGCCAUUUCCCUCUCCUAUUUAUUUUUUUAAUCGAUGUUGCUUCCAUUGGAGACAACCACCAUGGAGUCUUCUGUUCUAAUAAAUCUUUGUACCUUUCCUUUGUACCUUUGUACUUUUAAGAUCUGGAAGGGAAAAACCACCUCUAUCUUUACUGUCUGUAAGUAAUUUAUGUUUUAUUAUUGGUUUUUCCCUUUCCAGAUGAAUUUUGUAAUAUCCAUUUGUCAUUUCUUGAAGCAUGCUGCAUUACCUAUAACCGGUACUGACUGGAAUAAAAAUAACAUUUUUGGCAAUAUGUUCAUAUUGAUCACUUCAUAUUUAUCACUUCCUAACAGUGAUAAAUUCAUUCUUCCCCAUACUUCUAGAUUCCUUUUUAUUUCAUUCCAUUUUUUUUUCAUAAUUAUCUUUAAGCAUGUUAAUAUUUUUGGUUGUCAACCAAACUCCUAAAUAUUUAACUUUUUUAUGAACCUCUGUUUCUAUAUUUUGCUGUAAUUCCCCCCCCCCUUUUUCUGGUACAUUUUUCACUAUCAGCUUUGUCUUAUUUUUGUUCAACUUAAAACCUGCCAGCUGCCCAAAGUUCUGUAUUUUUUCUAAGACUUUCAGCAGAGAGUUCUUAGGGUCCUCCACUGUUACUACAAGAUCAUCUGCAUAUGCUUUUAAUUUAUAUGUUCCCCGUCCCCCACCAUGAUUCCUCUGGGUUUGUUUGUUUUUACCUACUUGGUCUCAUGUAGCAUAGUGGGUAAGGGACAGCUAAACAUCUGGAAGUCUGCAUUCAACUGUUGCCUCAUUCAUUAACUUGGUUGCCCUAAGUAAGCCUGCAUUUUCUAACCUGCCAAACUGGUGCAGGGGAAAUAGCAUUGGCCAACCAUCUACAGUCGUUGUAAUGCUUACUGAGACAAUGUGUGUGAAUCACUGUGAAUACCAGUUGCUGGGAAUCACAAAAGGGGAGAGUGUGUAGUUCCUAGUUUAGCGUUGUCUUAGAAUGCUGGGAUCAGGGGUUUAUUAUGUAUCUCUGUAUUUAUUUUCCUUUACUUAUAUCCUAACCUUCCCAACAGGAGCAUGGCUGGGCGAUGCAGUUUACAAAUACAGCACAACAAUAAAUAACAUUAACAACACAUAAAGUAGUGGCAUUGGCAAGAAGGUAUAUUACAUUCCAAAGGCUUGAGUAAACCAUAAAGGUUUUCACAUUGUGACACAUCCCAUUUGCAAGGGAGUUCUAUAUUCUAUGAGGGUGCCAUUCAGAAUGUCUUGCAUUAACAGUGCCUGCCCGGUAGGGCUGGGCGAUAUAUCAGAGCAUUGCCCCAAACUGGUUUGAAGUCCCGAUCAUGAUAACAGUUUCAGAAUUUUUCACCUGGCAAUAUAUCAUGAAUCCUUGCUCACUCCUUGACUGCCACCAGCACUGCACAUUUCACUCUCGAGUGACACUUGCAAGUCUGUCUGAUGUUCACCCACAGUGAGAGGCCCAAUUCCUCCCUCUGCAGCCCAGCUGCCAGCCUUGGCAGAGGGAACUUGAGAAGGUGCUUGCCUGCCUGUCUGCACCUUCACCCAAGCAAGUGGGCUGCCUCAUCCCUCCCUCCAGAUUAGAACACUAGGGCUGGGCAAUGUAUCAUCCAAAACCAGUUUGAAGUAUAUAUCCAGGAGUCAACAUGUGGCUGCUUCUUCCUUCCUACCUUAUUUGCUCCUUUCUUCUUAUUUCAGACAUUGGUAUAUUGCGAUGUUGAAAACCAGAUAUCGCCCAGCUCUACUGCCCAGCAGGUUGAAAUAACAAGCAGGGCAUCCCCAGCUGAUCUUAACAGACGAAUAGGGCAGUAUUGGAUUAGUUCAGGCCUCUAACUACCUUUUAAAUAAUUUAUUGUUUUUCCCCCUUCCCUGGUGCUCCUCUUCAUUUUUUUUAAGUUGAGAAUGUCCAGAGUCUCUUCGUUCCCACCAAGUUCUUUGUGCAUCACUUGGCACUUAGCUGUGAUAACCUCACACUCUCUGUCUGCAUGGCCUCCAGUGAAGCUGGGUCCUUCAUUGGCUUUUUUGAUGUUCGCACCUUUGUGAAUCAGGUAAGUUGAAUGGUUUAAAAACAAACUUGGAACCCCCCACAACCCUCACUCCAGGGUGUGCUUUGCUAUGAGUUUUGAAACUGGAGAGCUUUAGCAAGCCCUAAUGAAGCAUAACCACACUUAAGGAUUCAGAUGUAAUGCUAUACCAUGGUUAAUUAAAAAUUGGGAGGAACACUACCACAGUGUAGUAUUCAUGUGCGAUAGUAAACUGCGGUUAAUCAAAAAGGGAGCAGAAGACUCCAGUCUCUUCCUUGUGGCUGUGCCGGCAGGGGGGAUGAAGUGUGUGAGGCUGAGGUUCGCUGUGACUCGUAUCCUCUCUAUCUGCCCCUCAAAGCUCUCCCCAGGCCACACUCCUCACCAGCCUUGCUCAGCAUUCUCCUUGAGUGCUUUUUACUGGCUGGAAGUUGUCCAUGAACUGUGAUAAUGACUCUUGCUUGCAUGGCUGAAGAUACAGGGGGCAGCACAUGUAAAAGGCUCUGACUUUUGCAUGGCUGGAAUGUAGCCCACUGUAUAUAUCCAUUACUCUGUGCGCGUUUCCCUCAAGCCAUGCCCACUACUGAUACGUGCCCCCUGGAAUGUUGUCCAUAAUGGAAUGUGGCCCCUGUAUAAAAAGGUCCUCCAGUCCUACAAUAAUCUGUAGCUCAUCAUUACUUCUGAACUCUACCACUGAUAGGAGCUUAGGCUAGUGAAAACAUCUCUUUCCUUCCGGUCUUGGAGAGUAUGGUAUAGAGUAUGUAUUUUAGUGUUUUGUUGGGCACGGUAUAAAUAAUAAAUUAUUAUUAUUAUUAUUAUUAUUAUUAUUAUACUGAGCUUGGUGGGCCAGUGAUUUGACUCUACUGAAGGCAGGUGUCUUUGCUCAUAUGGAUACGAUCUAACAAACGUCCAUUUCCUUCUAAUAGGCUAAGCAGCAAAAACGCCCCUUUGCCUAUCAGAAGAUGGCUGGGGCGAUGGUCAUUGACCUGAAAUGGAACCCAGUGAAUGCCUCCAUGCUGGCCGUCUGUCUGUCUGAUGGAAGCCUCUCUGUCCUGCAGGUGGCAGAUUCCAUGAAGAUCUAUGCAACUCUCCCUGCUUCAGUGGCUGUUACAUCAGGUUAGUAGCAUGACUUUUAGACUGAUGCAAAAAUCCCUGUUAUAAAUCAGCUGAAUUGGAGUUCCGAUUUACAUAUAUUUUAGAGGUACAGCUCAAAGUAAGCCUGAUUGCACCAUAUGGACUAUUGCAAACAAGGGUAUCUCAUAAGGAACCUUUGGCCCUCCCAAUGUUGCUGAACUCCAACUACCACCCACCCCUGGCCAUUGGCUGUGCUUGCUAGGCUGAUGGGAGCUGCUGUUCAGCAGCAUCUAGAGGGCCAACAUUUCCCCUCUCCUACUCUAGGGUAUGCUCUCCUGAGACCAUCGUUGGCUGCACCUUCAUGUUGAAUGGACAUUCUAUUGCAUUCCAAAUUUGAGAUUGUCGUGUUUGAAUAACACUUGUGAGGGCAAUUUAAGCCAUUUGCCAAAUUGCACUGGUUGGUUUUGUUGUUGCUAUUUCCUUUGCAACUGCUUAAUGAUGCCUGCUUGCUUUUCUCUCCCCCCCCCCCCCCCCUUUAGUGUGUUGGAGUCCUAAAGGAAAGCAGCUGGCUGUAGGCAAGCAGAAUGGCACAGUGGUCCAGUAUCUGCCUGUAAGUCUGUUUUGUUCUAUUUGGCCUAUAAUGAUCUGCCUCCUCCUGCUUCUCCCUCUUGGUUCUUUCCUGUUUUGUUCUCCCAAUUCACAGUUCAGAAGAUGGAGUCUUAAGCAUAAGGGUAGCAGAAGUACAUGUCUGGGAAUGGCUGUAGUCUAGAGCUUGAGCAUCCAUUUUGCAUGCACUAGUCCCCAGGUUCAGUCACCGGCACUGUCAGGUAGAAUGAGAAUUUUGAUUUUGUAUAAUAAACUAGUAUGUUCAUGUCUUCACACUCCUCUCUAUUCACCAUCCAGGCAAUCAAGAAGUUUAGGAGCACAAGGCUGCAUAUGCACCAUACAUUUAAAACACAUGAUUUCUUCCCCCCUUCCCCAAGGAAUCAUGGGAACUGUGGUUCUGUUGGGGUAAACUAUGGUUCUAAGGAUUCUUAGCGAUAAGCCAUGUGCUAUGAAUGCAUGGCUGUGCACCUAGCCAGGCAAAAACACAAAGGGGGAAAGAGGGCUAGUAAGGGGUGUGGCUUGAGGUGAACCCUGAGGACAAAAUAGAGGCUUGGAGGACUGCAUUUGAUCCCUGGGCCUAAGAUUAAUCAAUUUUCUUUCAUUUUAUUUGUUUGCUGCUCUUCUACAAAAAAAUCAUGCUCAAAGCAGCUUACAACAAAGAAACAGGAAUGCAUUUCGAACGAACACUACUAAAACCUUCAUAAUAACACAGCACAACGAAAAUAUAUCAUACCAAAACCCCACAUUUCAGUACUAUAAAUAUAACAAGAUUACUUAAGCACCAUGCAGCAUGCAAUAGCAAAAACAAGGAAGCAUCAUAGUUUCACCUUAGUCCUAGAAGCACCACUCCUAUGAUGUUGCUUACAGUCCCUCUCCUGUAGCAGCAGCUUAUAAGGCUUCCAAGGGCAAAGGAUGGGAUUGCUGGAAACACCUCUCCCAUGAUGAUGUUCAUCUCUGAUAUAAGUGAGUUGGGCCCAUGCCCAUAAUUAAGCGGGAGGUUAAGAGUGCCCACAUUUGACUGCCAACAAUCUCUCCUUAGAGGGAACUUUGGCUACAAAAUGCCUGUGCCUGAAAUCUUGGAGCAUUGUUCCCAUUGAGAGCAGAUUAGGGAUAGGGAACUCAUAGCCCUCCAGCUGUUGUUGUAUUCCAUGGGUAGGCAAACUAAGGCCCGGGGGCCGGAUCUGGCCCAAUCGCCUUCUCAAUCCAGCCUGCGGACGGUUCGGGGAUCAGCAUGUUUUUACAUGAGUAGAAUGUGUGCUUUUAUUUAAAAUGCAUCUCUGGGUUAUUUCUGGGGCAUAGGAAUUUGUUCAUUUCCCCCAAAAAAAUAUAGUCUGGCCCCCCACAAGGUCUGAGGGACAGUGGACCGGCCCCUUGCUGAAAAGGUUUGCUGACCCCUGUUGUAUUCCAUCUCCCAUCAGCUCCAUCUAGCAUGGCCAAUGGUCAGGGGAUACUGGGAGUUGUAGUCCAAGAACAUCUGGAGGGCUUCAGGUUCAUCACCCACAGAGCAGACAGUACUCAGUGAAAUGUACCAUGUCAUCAGAUCACUGAACCAUGGUAGCUUCAGAUGAAACACUUUGGACAUUUUUUUUUAAAGUUCUUGUGUAAAUUCAGAGUGUUUGUGUUUUAUUAUUGCAUGUGUGAUAUGAAGUGUUGCAUUGUAGAUAGAAUACUUUGAAGAAACAAACCCCCCAUAUGAUUAAACUUAGGGUAUUCUAAUCACUCUCAUUCUUCUAUUUUUUCAGAACCUGCAGGAGAAGAAAACAAUUCCCUGUCCUCCAUUCUAUGAUUCAGAUAAUCCUGUCAAAGGUACUGUGUUUCCUAAAAUUUGGCGUUUUGACCGGUUGGUAUUACAGUAGUACAGAUGGAUCAUGUAAUCACAGUGUUUCACUUACGUGCCUAGAAUUUGCCCAUCCAUGAAAUCCAGGCAUAUUGUGGAAUGUGAGAUGCUUGUUUUUGACUAGUCGUUGAAAAAUAAAUCUGGCAGGUGUUUUGCUCAAAAUACUAAGUAGUAUUUUAUACCAAUCCCAUUUACAGUAUGGAUUAAUAUUUAAUCUCCUGUAAUUUAGUUGUCAGGGUUGUUAAUGCAGCACAGUUACAUAAUUAUAGUGCAAAGAUUUGAUAAUGCCUUCCUUUCUUUUGAAAAAAAGUGCAGUCCUUGGGCAUAUUAUCACAUCUGUUAUGUUAAAUUUUUAAUUCGUAUAUUUGUAAUUGAAACUUGAAGCUCUUUAUAUGUCAUGUUCCCUAAGAUUAAUACAGCAACAAAACUGUUGUACUCACAGCAGCCCCUUUGAAAUUGAUGGAGAUGACUAAAUUAGGCAGAUUAACUUCAGUGUGUCUACUUGAGAAGAACUUUGCUGGAUGCAGCCCUCUGUAGGGAAGGUUUCCAGUGUCCUAGAUCCUUCUGUCUUCACGCAGUACACAGUGUUAAGGAACACAUAAAGGAACUAACCAGCUGCAUUAUACCAAGUCAGACUGUUAAUCCACAAAGUUUAGUAUUGCUUACUCUAACUGGCAGCAACUGUCUGGGAUUUCAGGCUGGGGUGCCUCCCAGCCAUACCUGGAAAUGCUGGGGAUUCAACCUGGGGCUUUCUGCAUGCAAAGCAGGUGCUGUACCACCAAGAUAUCCCUCUUUGUCCCUCUUUGUAUAUAGCUCAUUGGAUGGACAUAUGCUUUUGACUCCAGAAAUCCCAUGUUCAUCUCCAGGUGGGGCUGGGAGAGACUGAAAUCCUGGAGUGCUGCUGCCAAUUAUUGUAGGCAGCACUCAGUUACCUGGAUCAAUGAUCUGACAUGAUAUUGGGAAGCUUCCUAGCAUGAGGGGAAAGCAGCAUAACUCAGUGGAAGGGCAUCUGCUUUGCAUGCAGAUGGUCCCAAGCUCAGUCCCCCAGUAUCUCCAGGUGGGGCUGUGAAUGUCUCCUGGCUGAAAUCCUGGAAAAUCCCUGCCAGACAAUAUUGAGCUAUAUGGACCAGUGAUCUGACUUGACAUAAGGCAGCUUCCAGUGGGAUGCAUCCAACUGACUUCUACACAGGUUCAUUUAUUUCAGUGGGCCUACUCUGAGUAGGACCACGCUUGCAUACAACCCUAUGUUCCUGUGUAAGUAAUAAUAAUAAUAAUAAUAAUAAUAAGUGGCUCUUGAGAAAAACAAAAGCAAAAAACCCGACAACCCAAGUUUACCCACAUUUCUGUUUUCCAGUCUUGGACGUGUUGUGGGUCAGCACUUACAUCUUCACUAUCGUAUAUGCGGCUGCGGAUGGGAUCUUGGAAACUGCACCAGAAGUGGUGAUGGCUGUGCUUCCUGUAUGUGAAGAGAGGAAGCGCUGGGGAAGCAACUUCUAUUUCUCUUGUGUUUGCUUUCUAAGUCUGUGCUGGCUACUGUCAUUCUCACAAUUUUGCUAGGUCUUUGCCCCUGGUUUGUGCUGCUGUGUCUUCCUGCAUUUUAGGCUCUGGCUUCGGAAUGAUAAAAAAAGUAGAUGUAGAAUCCCACUUCAUAGAAACCAUUUAGUCAAACCUUGCAUGGAAAUUGAAGCAUUCACCAACCACAGCAGCCUCCACACUGCUGCUGCGAGUGUCAGUUUUGCUUGCCAAGUCCCCAUACAAACAUGUGUUAAAUGCCUACCUCUUAGAUGCACAGGUUUAACUUGUGUGUUUGGAACUUUCUUUCUGCCUGAGGGCCACGUUCUGUCCUGAGCAGCUUUCCAGGGACCACAUGCCAGUGGUGAGCAGCAGGGUUGCAGGCAAAAGCGAGCAGAGCAAUGGAUGUACAUUUUGCCUCCGGAUAGUAGCCUAGUUUCUACGGACACUCAUAAUAGUCCUUGCUGUCCUCCAGUCAGACAAUCAAGAGGCAUUAUCAGAAUUCCAGGAUGCAUCCCAGCCAGGCAAAACGGUUUAGGAGUGCGUAUCAUUUUGUGGUUAUUGAAACAUUUCAUCAUACUUUUGGCCAGAGGUGUGGGACCCUUGACCUUCCACACACUGUAGGGACUCCAACUUCCAUCAGCCCCAGCCAGCAUGGCCUGUGUUCAGGAAUGAUGGCAGUUUGUUUUAUAUAAUAAUGCAUUCUUUAUAUCCUGCUUUUUCUCUACACUGUAGCUCAAGGCGGAUUUCAGAAAUUAAAGCGAAACAGAUAAAAUACAGAAAGCUAAAAUAUACAGAAGAUAAUAGUUUAAAAAGAAUUAAACUGUAAUAGAAUUAAAACUAUAUAAACACAAAUUAUGAAAAUAUUGAUAGCAAAAAAUAGCAAAGCACUAUUCAAAUCACUUUCCUUAAAAGCAGUCAGUUCCCCAAAGCGCAUGGGAACAAGGCAGCCUUCACGUGCCAGGGGAGAACAGCAAGGAAGGAGCCAGUCUAGCUUCUCUAGGAAGGAAGCCACAAAAUCUGGGAGCAGGCUAUCAUGAAGGCCCCCUCCUUGUAAUUAUGAAACUGUUGCAACCAUAAAACAGUUAUGUAUGUUAUAAAUGAUGCAAACAUUUUAAAACAGUCCAGCGUCUGCAGGGUCAUUUGUUAGCUGCCCCUCCCCUAAGGCGCUUUUUCUCAUAUGUUGCAUCUCCCAUUUUACACACUAUUUCCCAUUCUGUCUCCCCAUUCAGAAAAAGGAAGACAAGUGGCCUGAGCUGUUUGUGAAUUUUAUGGAGCCUUGUUAUGGCAGCUGUUCUGAGAGGCUACAUCACUACUUCCUUAACUACGUUGAAGAAUGGUGAGUAAUGGCGAUCAUACAACACUGAAUAGUUCCCUUUUAACAUUAAUUAGGUGAGCAAAGGGCUGGGUGUAUUUAAAGAUUGUUAUUUGAAACUAACAGGGCAAUGUGUUUAUGCUGCUUGAAGUGGGUUAUGGAUUUGUGGUUGUUGUUUCCUUCCUCAAGGGAUGUGGUCCUUGCAGCAUCUGCUGCUUCCACAGAGGUCAGCAUCCUCGCAAGGCAAGGAGACAAGGUAAUCCCAUUUCCUAUUUCCCCAGCAAGUGCCUCUUAUAAGAAGAUCAGAGGUCCCAGUGAGAGUUCCAGAGGGGUAGUUAUUAUUAGUCAGCUGCAGCAAGAAAUAGCAAAUUCUCAUGUCACCUUGAACCCCCCCCCCCAUGCACUUACUGGGACAGAAUAUUUUAUUUAUUAUCGUUUAUUAUUAUUAUUAUUUAUUUAUUGCACUUAUACCCUACCUUUUUUCCUCCAAGGAGCUCAAGGUGGUGUACAUGGUUCUCCUCCUCAUUUAAUCCCCACAACAACCCUGUGAGGUAGUUUAGGCUGAGAGGCAGGGACUGGCCCAGUGAACUUGAUCAAUUUGAACCCUGAGCUCCAAGCUCCAAGCCCGACCUGCUAACAGUUACAUUAUUCAGGCUCUUGCUUUUGUGGACCGUGGACUCACCCCUGCCAAUGAUGGUGGACCAGAUAUACCCUUUUGACUUUAAGGCAUCUUUUGAAGACCUUUUUAUGCCAACAAGCCCAUGCAACUGCCUAAACAUUUUUUAUUAUCCAGUCAUUUAAAUGUUUGUUUCAUAAUGUUUCACUUGUACAUAUUGUUGUGUACAGUGGUACCUCGGGUUAAGUACUUAAUUCGUUCCGGAGGUCCGUUCUUAACCUGAAACUGUUCUUAACCUGAAGCACCACUUUAGCUAAUGGGGCCUCCUGCUGCUGCCGCACCGCCAGAGCACAAUUUCUGUUCUUAUCCUGAAGCAAAGUUCUUAACCUGAAGCACUAUUUCUGGGUUAGCGGAGUCUGUAACCUGAAGCGUAUGUAACCUGAGGUACCACUGUGCUGCCUCAAUACUUUAUAUGAGUUGGUUGUACACAAAAAUCUUUAUAAAUGAACCAAGGAAUAAUAGUAAUUCUCCUCUCCACUGCAUGUGCCACAGUGAUUUUAUAAAGUGAAAAAAAGCCCUUAUUACUACAAGUUGACCUCCCUGGCUGGAACGAUUCCAGAGGUUGCCAAAGCACAGAGCCAUUUGGGAGCGGCCAUAGCUCAGUAGCAGAGCAUCUCUUUAGCAAGCAUAAGGCCCCAGGUUCAGUUCCCAGCAUUUCCAGGUAGCGUUGGGAGUUGCUGUUAGUCAGUGUAGACAAUACUGUGCUAGAUAGACCAAGAUCCUGAUUCCUAGUACUAAUUAAACUAACCCUUCUUACAGAACAACUGGGAGCUGUGGGUUCUGGAAGACUCCAGCCGAGCAGAACUUCCGGUCACAGAUAAGAGCGAUGACACUUUGCCCGUAGGCGUGGCCAUUGAUUACACCAGCAACAUGCCCAUAACCAUUAGUAAGUAUAUGAAUGUUGCUCUUGGGUUAAGCAUAAAGCAAACAACAGUGCUCUCUAUAGCAGGUGUGGGGAACCUUUUGCCCUCCAGAUGUUGCUGAACCAUGUCUCCCAUCAGCCCUAGCAAGCAUGGCCAGGGAUGCUGAGAGUUGUAGUUCAGCAACAUCUGGAGGGCUAAAGCUUCUUCACGCCUGCUGUAGAGGGAGCUUUAGUGCUGGUCAUUAGUCCUGAGAAGAUGCUAUUAAUAUACUUGGAAGUGCUAUUUUCCCACCUUCUAACUGUGAUUCUUGAGGCUAUUCAGAGUGGGCAGACCUGCGACCUCGGGGCCAAUUGUGACCCUCCAGGCCUCCAUCUGGCCCAUGGGACUCUCCCCAGCUGACACUGUUUUUUGCCUGGCUGGAAUGUGUCCUGUAUAAGUAAAAGAAAAAAAGGGUAGACUAGAAAUGCAUGGAACAGAGUUGUAAUACAUGUUGCAUUAUUCAAGAGAAGUCAUCUUGGGCACUUAGUUCCCUUUGUAAAGUUUUAAACUCUUGCCAUUCUAACAUAACUUCCUGGUCCCUUCCCGGACUUGUUCUGAGGGCUGCUUACUAAGUGGAGGUACUGCUGAACAUGUCUGGUCAUGGUGUGUGUGUGUUUGUGGCAUUUUUGCAGGUGAGGAUAAAACCACGGACCCAGCACCGGUCCUGCUGCUGCUGUCAACUGAUGGAGUCCUCUGCCCCUUUUACAUGGUCAAUCAAAACCCUGGUGUGAGGUCUCUGAUGGUGAUGCCGGAGCCUCUCUCUCCAGAAGGAGACAGAGGAACAAAAUCAGCUGGUAGGUGCUUGCUUGCUUUUUGGGGGAGUUUUGGUCCAGCAACACCCGAGGAUCCAAGGUUGUAGAACACUUAUCCUAAAACACCUUGAAUGCAAAUGGAGCAGCCUGGUGCCCUCUAGGUGUUACAGAACUCCCAGCAGUCAGUGACCAAGAAUAAUGAGAGUCAGAAUUCAACAAUGUAUGGGUGGCACCGUGCCAGAGAAGGCUGGUGUAGUGUGAUAAGGAGGGCGUGGCAAGCAACAUGCACAACUGGAGAUCAAAAAGACAUACCUGUGCCCCUUACCCUCCCUUUUCAAUCUUUUGGUUUUGCUCAUCAGCAUUUCCACCUUGAUAGAUCUUUGUUUAUGUGGUUAGGAUUGCUCUGUAAGGCUGCAGUCUUGGGAACGCUUCACAGCGUUCCAUAGGAGAGUAGGAAACAGACCUCAUGCCAGGUUGGACCAUCAGUAUUAUCUGCACUGACUGGCAGCAUCUCUCCAGGUUUCAGGCAAGGGCCUCUCUCCGUCCCACCUAGAGAAGCUGGGUGUUGAAGCUGGGUCUUUCUGUGUGCAGUGCAGAGGCUACCAAACUGUCCCACUUUGCGUAUAUGAUUGGUUGGACCUACGCUUUGGAUGCAAGGAGUCCUGUGUUCAGUAGUUGGCAUCUCCACAUGGGGCUGGGAGAGACCCUGGUCUGGAAACCCGGGAAGCUGCUGCCUGUCAGUGUAGACAGCGCUCAGUUAGCUGGACCAACAAUCUGACAUGAAAUAAGGAAUCUUCCUAAUAGGUGGGGGGGGGGAGCAGUGUAGUUCAGUGGUAGAGAAACCUGCUUUGCAUGCAGAAGGUCUCAGGUGUGAUCCCUGGCAUCUCCAGGUAGGGCAGGGAAUGUCUCCUGCCUGAACCCUGGAGAGCUACUGGAGAUGUCAGGGAUUGAACCUGGGACUUUCUGCAUGCAACACAGGUUCUUUCCCACUGAGCUGCCAAUAUAUGGUCAGUAUAUUGGUAGUAAAUAUUGAACUCAAAGGGCGAAGAGAACUAUUUGUGUAUUAUCUGUUUUGGCCAGAGAUGAAGGUUCACUGCAAAGCCCUGUUCACUUUUCAUCUGUGUAAUUGCAUUUCCUGUUCAAUAUGGAACACCUUAGUUUUGGCAAAGGCUUUUCUUUCCAGCUCUACUUGGCUUGCUUGUCAGCAGGAUGUUUGAUUCAGGCUGACAUGAUCCUUGCCAAAAAUCGAUGGGGGAUUGUAGAAGGCGUUGUGCUCUCAAUUCCCAGCUCAAUUAAAAUCCAGCCGACCUGGGAAAUUGUAGUAUUGAUUUAAGGGCCUGCCCUUUGGGCAGGGAUCUUGGAGGUCCGAUCUGUGAGUCUGAAAAGAUCUGUUGUGCAUUUUUAUUAAAUUACUGUGUAUGCCUAUCCUGCCAUAUCCUUAAACGGCAGAGCUAAUAUCAGUAUUCUAAGCAUGUAUCUGUGCAUAUACACAAAUCUUGUCUGGUCUUGAUAGAGAGUUAAAAUGUGUGCUGACUCUGGCCCUCCCCUGUGGGGCUAAAUGGGGGAAGGAGAAUCUUGUAUGAUGGCAUGCUGAGCUGUGGAGUUAAGUACAAGUGCUUCUGAGGUACAUCUCAAUUGUGUGGGAAAGCCUCUCCACAACACCAAACUGUGUGGCAGUUGAGGGUCUUCUUCCUGGCAGAUCACUUCCUGGUGCAACUGGACUUUUCCGCGACCCUUCCCCUCUGCAGGAAGGUGGGACCAAUUCGGAUGGUCCGCCCCCGCCACUUAAUGGAUCCAAAUGCUUUCCACAGAGUGGUAGGGGAUGCUUUAUCCCAUGUUGAUGGCCUUUCAGCUGAUUCCCUGGUGGCCCGCUGGAAUGCGGAGUUAACCAGGGCUAUCGACUGUCUGGCUCCGAAGCGCCCUCUCUGAUUGCAUGGAGCCCGGACAGCCCCGUGGUUUUCUUCAGAGCUGAGGGCGAUGAAACAAUCGCUGAGACGGCUAGAGCGUCGGUGGCAGAAAACUCAUUCUGAAGCUGACCGGACACAGGUUAGAGCUCAACGUCGAGCCUACCAAGUGGCGAUAGCGACGGCGAAGAAGACUUUCUUCACCGCCUCUAUUGCAUCUGCAGAAAAUAGUAGCAGGAGACUCUUUCAGGUGGUUCGCAAUUUAACGGAACCACCUUUACCACCGGGGCCUUGCAAAGACCCCAAGAUCUCCUACAACGAUUUUGCAAAGUUUUUUGCAGAUAAAAUCACUCAUAUUCAGAAGGAGCUAGACACCACUGUGGGAGCAGGGCUGGGGCGGGAGAGUGCUAGAGCUGUCUGGUCAAGUUGCAUGGAAUCAAUUUCAGUCCGUUACCCCCAAGGAUGUGGACAGGCUGCUUGGACACGUGAAACCAACCACCUGUCUCCUUGAUCCUUGCCCAUCCUGGCUAAUAAAAGCAAGCCGGGAAGGGCUGGGCUCUGGGCUCUGCGGGGUGGUGAAUGCUUCCCUCUGUGAGGGAACAUUCCCAGAUCUGCUGAAAGAGGCGGUCAUUAAACCGCUUCUUAAAAACCCAUCUUUAGACCCGGCCAGUAUGGCCAACUAUCGCCCAGUCUCAAAUCUUCCAUUCUUGGGCAAGGUGAUUGAGUGCGUGGUUGCUGAACAACUCCAGGCACGCCUGGAGGAUGCGGACCAAUUGGAUCCCUUCCAAUCGGGAUUCAGGCCUCAUCAUGGGACUGAAACUGCCUUGGUCGCGCUGGUUGAUGAUCUCCGGUGAGCUAGGGACAAAGGUGAGAGUUGUUUCCUAGUUCUGCUGGAUCUCUCAGCGGCCUUUGAUACAAUCGACCAUAACAUCCUUCUGGACCGUCUAGAGGGGCUGGGAGCUGGGGGCACUGUUAUACAGUGGUUUCGCUCCUUCCUCCUGGGCCGUGUUCAGAAAGUGGUGGUGGGGGAUGAGUGUUCAGACCCCUGGGCCCUCACUUGUGGGGUGCCUUAGGGUUCCGUCCUCUCCCCCAUGCUUUUUAACAUCUAUAUGAAGCCGCUGGGAGAGAUCAUCAGGGGGUAUGGGCUGGGUGUCCAUCAAUAUGCAGAUGAUACCCAGCUCUACCUCUCUUUCAAAUCAGAACCAGUGAAGGCAGUGAAGGUCCUGUGUGAGUGCCUGGAGGCGGUUGGAGGAUGGAUGGCGGCUAAUGGAUUGAAGUUGAAUAAUAAUAAUAAUAAUAAUAAUAAUAAUAAUAAUUUAUUAUUUAUACCCCGCCCAUCUUGCUGGGCCUCCCCAGGCACUCUGGGCGGCUUCCAUAGAAACCAAAAAUACAGUAAAAUAUCACACGUUAAAAACUUCCCUGAACAGGGCUGCCUUAAGAUGUCUUCUGAAUGUCAGGUAGUUGUUUAUCGCUUUGACAUCUGCUGGAAGGGCAUUCCACAGGGCGGGCGCCACUACUGAGAAGGUCCUGUGUGAGUGCCUGGAGGCGGUUGGAGGAUGGAUGGCGGCUAAUGGAUUGAAGUUGAAUCCUAACAAGAUAGAAGUACUGUUUUGGGGGGACAGGGGGCGGGCUGGUGUGGAGGACUCCCUGGUCCUGAAUAGGGUAACUGUGCCCCUGAAGGACCAGGUGCGCAGCCUUGGAGUCAUUUUGGACUCACAGCUGUCCAUGGAGGCGCAGGUCAAUUCUGUAUCCAGGGCAGCUGUCUACCAACUCCACCUGGUACGCAGGCUGAGACCCUACCUGCCCGCGGACUGUCUCGCCAGAGUGGUGCAUGCUCUAGUUAUCUCCCGCUUGGACUACUGCAAUGCGCUCUACGUGGGGCUACCUUUGAAGGUGACUCGGAAACUACAACUAAUCCAGAAUGCAGCAGCUAGACUGGUGACUGGCGGCGGCCGCCGAGACCACAUAACACCGGUCUUGAAAGACCUACAUUGGCUCCCAGUACGUUUCCGAGCACAAUUCAAAGUGAUGGUGUUGACCUUUAAAGCCCUAAACGGCCUCGGCCCAGUAUACCUGAAGGAGCGUCUCCACCCCCAUCGUUCUGCCCGGACGCUGAGGUCCAGUGCCCGAGGGCCUUCUGGCGGUUCCCUCAUUGCGAGAAGCAAAGCUACAGGGAACCAGGCAGAGGGCCUUCUCGGUAGUGGCGCCCGCCCUGUGGAACGCCCUCCCAUCAGAUGUCAAAGCGAUAAACAACUACCUGACAUUCAGAAGACAUCUUAAGGCAGCCCUGUUCAGGGAAGUUUUUAAUCUGUGAUAUUUUAGUGUAUUUUUGGUUUCUAUGGAAGCCGCCCAGAGUGGCUGGGGAAACCCAGCCAGAUGGGCGGGGUACAAAUAAUAAUAAUUUAUUAUUAUUAUUAUUAUUAUUAUUAUUAUUAUUAUAUUCUCCCUUUUGCAGUGAACCUCUCUCGGCCUCAGUGUGUUAUCAGGAUCACCCCACAUCUUUCUUCUCCCUAGAGACCAUAGACAGCAGCUGCCAGUCCAAGCAAGCAAGAUUAAGUCAAAUGGACAAAUAAUGUGCUAGUGUGAAGCAGCAUACACUCAGUCACGGUUAAAAGCUUUCCACCAGCCUGCAUAACUGUUACUCCACCAAGAUGUCAAUUAUAGCAUCCUUGCCUGGUUUUAUAGCCCGGCUGAGUUAGACGCACAGCCCAUUUCCUUAUUCCUCAUCUCCUGUUGCACCUCCCAGCUAGCUCACCCUGUUCUGGAAUCGUUCUGCUCUGGGUUAGUGCUCUCCAUUGUCUUGGCACACAACACCAUUCUAGCUGUGGCCUCUGAGUGAUGUCUGGGUUCUUCCUAAUGGGUCAUUCCAUGUCAGUUCAACGCGGUCAUGCCACCCACCAUCUCAGAUUUUGAUGAAACUUGGUGUACACCCUUCCCUUAUGGUUGAAAGAAAGAAACCCCCUUAAUUUUUUUCCCCUCUUGAGAACCUCGGCCUUCUGUUCAUUUUAUUCCCCCCCCCCCCCCAUAACCAAUGAUCAGAUCUCUUUGAAAUUUUACACAGAGCUUAAUAAGAGGAUGAGGAUUUCAGGAAAAAAUACACCAGCACUCAAAAGUUUUUAUAAAUGCCUAAAAAAUUGUAUAAAUGUAGGUUUUUUGGUGAAAAAACUAGGUUUAGAAAACCUAAAUUUCCAGCGUGUGGGCACGAUGGAAUCAGAAGUUUUUGAUGGUGAAAAUUAUUGCAAAGACAUGCUCUUUCUCAACAAAUUAUAAGAUUUAAUGGCCUCUUAUGUCUUGUAACAAAAUUUUACAUUUUUUUGACAUCAUGGGGAAAAAAUGGCUACUGGGUACAACUUUCCUACAAUUCAUAGCUGUAAUAGAAAAAAUUAAUGAAACAAAGUUGUUCAUCUUAAAAUCUGAAAUAAUAUUGGUUAUUACAGGGGUUCUUUUUCAAAAGUGCAGACUUCUUUUUCAGUUUUGGGGUAUUUAAAACUAUGAAAAUUGGCUAUAUCGUGAAAUCAAUCUAAAAAAAUUAGUCAGAAACUUUGAAUGCUGACAUGUAAGGAAAUAAGACCUAGAAAGAAAAAGAUUAAAAGAAUUUAAAAUUAUGCAUUAUUUUCAAUUUUGCAACCAUAAGGGAAGAGUGUACACCAAGUUUCAUCAAAAUCCGAUACAGUGGGUGGCGAAACCCUUGUUUUUUCUGUUGAUUUGAUGUGGAAGGGCCCUAAUGACACAUAGUAACUUUUAACAAAACCUCUCCCAUCGCUUCCAGGAAGCACUCCCCCAUCAUCCGCUUUCGCUUCUGCUGCUCCUCCAAAAGUCGAAGCUUCCUUGGCCGUUGUCCCAGCCACAUCUUCAGUUUCCAGCAAAGGGGCACCCACUUUGUCUUUUGCGUCCUUCACUCUGAAAUCCACCAGAUCUGCUGCUGAUACCCCACCUCAGUAUCCUGGCAUGUCGGAGACCCCCAAGCCUCCCCUUGGUUCUAACCUGAGCGGAGCAGUCGGGUUCCCCUUCUCUCCAACCACCAGCAUCUCCAAAGCGCCUCCAACUCCAUCGCUGCUGUCCAGCCCCAUUGCAGCUUCUCCUCCUUCCUUCUCUUUUGGUUCCGUGAGUUAUAAAGCGGGCAUGGACAGCUCAGCCAGGGCCCCUCCCUUUGCGAGUCCUGUUGGGCUAAAGCAAAGUUUUGGCUCGUCACCUUCCUCCGUCAAAACUAACCUCACUGAAAAGUAAGUCUCCCUUUGAAUCUUUUUAGCAAUGUAUGUGUGGUGGUUUUGAAGCAGUACUUGAAUGUGUUAACACAUUGUUUUAAAGUUGGUGGGGCUCUCCGUGUCUCGCUGGAUUCAGGGUUCCCAUUGUCUGAUGGAACAUGCUGACUGGGCUGGUGGGAGCUGGAGUCCAAUAUCCGGAGGGGCACCACAGGUUCUGCACCAGGGGCCCCAUCUGCACUGUACAUUUAAAGCAAUACCGUUUUAAACAGGUCCUCCCUCCAUGGAAUCUUAGGAACUGUUUUUUCAGGGGGAUGAGAGCUGUUAGGAGACCCAGAGUUCCUGGCAAGAAGGAUUGACUGUUAAGCCACUGUGGAAAUUAUAUCUCUGUGAGAGGGAAUAGGGGUCUCCUAAACUAUCACUGUGGUCUAAACCACAGAGCCUAGGGCUUGCCGAUCAGAAGGUCGGCAGUUCGAAUCCCUGCGAUGGGGUGAGCUCCUGUUGCUCGGUUCCUUCUCCUGCCAACCUAGCAGUUCUGUAGGAAUAACAGAGGAAGACGGGAGGUUGGAUGCAGUGAGCUGUGUGUAACCAAGCUCAAGAACAAGCUUUGCAGAGCCUCUUUUUAUUAGCAGACGUCAACAGUUGGAAACAGUAGUGAAACCACUGUGAACAUGGCGUAUUAACAUCUAAGCACAUUUCCAGCCUUAUCAAAUACACGUGUUAGCAGGUGUUUUCCUAAAAUGUUCCCCGAUACUUGAUUACAUCUGCGACGCUGUUGCAUGCCGGGUGCGAGGUGUGCCUCAGCACAAGCGGAACGUUACCUCCACACCUCCUCUUUUCCUAAAUAUUAAGAGAGGGGUGUAUUCUGAGUCUGAAUUGGUAAGGGCCAAAACAUGAGGCCCAGAGCGUGGUUUGCAAAGCUGGAGCAGAGAGGGUCAUGAUGUGGGGGGCAAGGCAGACCUUGCAAAGUUGAAAAAAAUGAGGAAACACAUUGUAUAGUUUGCAGUAAGCUGGGCAAAGAUGUGGCAGCAAAAAAUGAGUCUAAUGUCUCUGGUUGUUGGGCUCAAGAGAGCUGAUGUUGUCCAGCGGGAAUGAGGGCUUUGGUGUCACCCCAAGUGACUAGAUGUGGUUCUUUCCUGGUCUGCACUGGGUGGCACUAUGUCUCCCUUGGGUGGUGCUUUACUGGCGUCUCCUGUAGGGUUAGCUGGAAGUUUGGAAACAGAUUGGUCAGGUCCUGAUGCCAGGCCAUGCUGGACAGAUGAUUGGACUGCUGACAGCACACACGGAACUGGAACUCACAACGGACCUGUAGGGGUAAAAAGUAACAGCAUAGCCCCGCCCCUAGGCUAUCAGGGCCACAGGGCCACAAAACUGCAGAUCCGGUAGCUGUUGACACAGUAGGUUGUUAAGGUCGAGGUCCUUGGAUUUGCAGAAAUGCCUGUCUGCUGGUGCAAGCUGAUCUGAAUUAGAAGCAAGAUGGUUAAUUGAAAACAACAAAGUGUUAGAUUUACACUGAAAUCCACCUAGGGUCCUGCACUUCUCCCCAUUUCCUAACUGUUUUUCCAAAAGGUGCCUUCCAGGGAGCGAUUGGCAGGUUUGACUUGUUGAAUUCACCAUCGUUGCGGUUUCAGAUCGCUGGUGGUAGCCCAGAUAAAACCAGAGAAGGUAUCUAUGGUGACGUGAACCGCGGAAUUAGGGCUUAACAUGUGUUACAGAUGUCACAUCCAUUUGCCACAACUGCAUGAGGAAAUGACUGAGGCAUUUUGGAACAGUGAGGGCAGGUGCGAACUAAAGCCUGCGCCUGUGCAGUUUGAACUGUUUUGCUAGAACAUUUGCAGAUUGGUGAAAAAACCCCACAUAUAAUGUCCACUGGGUCUAAGAAUGAGGAAGUUACAGUUAGCUCUCGCAAGGCAGCAUCUGCUCAGGCAUUUCCUGCUGUUAAGAGCCCAGGCAGAUUUUACGUGCAGAGAGAGAAACAAAGCCAACAAAUUCUCAUCGAUUUGAUUGGUUAUCAAAGCCAUAGGCAAUUGUUCAAUAAGCUGCUAUACAAAAAUGGCUAUCUGCUAUCAGAGCAGACAGAACAGCUGGAAAAAGCUAGAUAGACUGAGAGCCGAGGAGGGAUGUACUUUACACACCAGCCUUGAUUCUCAGAAAGUUUGUAGCUCCUCGUGUUGGAUUGCCAUCAGUAAAGAGAGCUAUGGCAUGAGGGAUUGGCAUUGGCUGACAGAACAGGCGGACCAAGAAAGGAACACGCUGAGUCACAACUGUCCAAAGAUUUUUGGGUGAGUUCUGCAUUAAGGUUACUAAAUCAGAGUUAGUGAGCUGCAGGGCAUGAGACCAUCCCUUUAGGGAGGCAUUAAAAUCAGCUAAGCAUGUGCUAUGUUUUCCAGUCAUGGAAAUGAUGUCCGAGGGUUUUAACAACUCAAAAAAGCUGUAAUGGUGCUGUGGGUAACUUAUAAUGGUUGCGUGGCGAGUUCCCGCCUCCCCCCGAGGAAAUAAAGACACAGGACACAAGAAUUCAGGUUAAUGGGUCAAAUUAGGCCACAACUUUAUUGAUUACAGGAAUUGAGCAGUAUUGGCUUAGGCAUUGGUCCUAACUACUAACCGGCUAAAGGCCGGAAGGGUUAAUCACCAGAGGGAGGAGUCCUGCUGAGGCACGUCAACUAGGACCUCCCCCGGGCGUCACCGCGUGGGGGCGUGCCGUGGGCCCACACCUCCUUAGGCUUAGGACAAGGCCACGCCCCCCGGAAUCCUUUACCGAACUACCCUUGCUUGGGGGAAGGUGAUGGUGCUCCUUCCCCCCUUCAUUUGCACAGCAAUAGGACAGUACCCCUACCAAUGCCUAACCGCCAAUACCGAAGUGUUGUGACGGUUUGCUACGAGGUAGGCGAAAACCAAAUGGCUGGAGCCAAUCUGCCAUUUGGGAAAAUUCCUACCAGGCCCCUUGACGGCGACCAACCGUAGUUCAUAGCAACGUCAGAGAACCUAUCCUAACAGGGUGGGAUGGGCAGGAAAACCGGGUCAGCUGCAGCAGCGGAGGAAAGAGGAGGAGCCUAGGCUGCAGCAGGUUUAAAUAGCCGAGGCCCCGCCCCCGGAGCCAGCCGAUUGGCUGGCCCAGGAUAUGACACGGGCGGGGAUUCCCUUAGGUAUCACAGGGGCUGGAACCAGCCCCCGUGAAUGUGGGGAAGGGGCGUGCCACCCGCAACCCCACCUCCUUGUUUAUCGCGGAAGUGGCUUUGUGGAAACUCUAACUGGGGCAAACAGAAACAGAUUCCAGGGGCUAGUCGGGACCUCUACAUGCUGAGAGGCAAGUUGCUCUGCUACCAGGGCAUAUAAGGCUUUUAAUUUUUACCCCGGUAUUGGCCAUUGGUCCACCCAAAUAGGUUCCUGCAUCUGCCACUUUAAGGGCAACACUGAGACAAAUUCAGACACCUAAUUCAAGACUAGCAUUAAGUUUUUGCAGUAAAUCUUGAACCCCCAUUCUCAGAGCAUGUCUGCAGCCGCAGGCACAGAAAAAAGGAAGUAGCUGUGCAACAGACUGUCACAUGCAGCUGAGUCCAUGCUUGCAUUCUGAAUGCCUGUGUAGUCAGACUCAAUUGUCCACAAGAAAAUAAAAAAAAUAUUAAAUCCAGCCCCGCACUGCCUUUGGUGGCAGGUUUUUUAAGGAUGUUACUGGCUGUUCCCUGCUACUGGUUGUGGAGAAGCCCCCCCUUUUUUUGGUCCUGGGUCAGAGGGUGACCCGACUAGGCAUCUCCCAAACUCCCACACUGACUUGUCCACUGGAAGCCUUUAUUGCAACAUGGGAAUUUUUCCAAGGGCUUAGAGUUGGUAUUCUCUGGUAAACAGAGGGCUGGAGCAAGGACCGAAGCUUUAUAAGUUUGCAAUCCUUCCGAUUGGCAUGCGCGAAUCAUCCCAGACAUGCUCAAGAUGUUGGAAGCUUGGGCAGCCAACGAGUUUUUUACAGCCAGUUUCAGUAAGAUUUCAUUGGCAGCGUCAAGGUUAUCAAUCUGCCGGCUCAUCGCUUCUUGCAAGCGGUUAGUGAAAUCAAGAAAAGGCUCAGAGGCUCCUUGCCUAAUGCUGGCAAAGAUCUUGGCAGGUUUCCCAGUUUCAGGAACCUUUUUAAAGCCAUACAAGGCACAUGCAGAAAUUAAAGGAAAAUAGGCUUGAGGCAGUUGAGUCUGCAUAUUUAUUGCAGCAAACUGACCUUCACCUACUAAAUGAUAAAAAAUGACUCCCUGGGCUGCAUGAAUGGUGGCUUGGUGCUUGGCAGUUUCGUGAAAUUCACUCUGCCAUAUCACAAAUUGACCAGGAUUUAAAAUCAUUUUCAUGAGGGCUUUCCAAUCAAAUGGAAUUAAUGCAAAGCCUGAUGACGUGCCUUCCAAAAGUCAUUUGACAUAAGUACUGGUUAGACCAAAACCAUUCAUUGAUUUCCUGAGUUCCCUAAUUACAGAAUAGGGAAGGCUGUCCCAGUGGCCUAACUGGCCACCUUGAUUAUCUGGUGUCCAAGUAACGGGACAAACUUCAAUAAGUUCAGCAAGCUCCUCUAGGUUUAAAUGAGGAGAUGCCUUUGCCUCUUUAACCAUGUGCUGGACGGCAGAGAGGGUUUCCUUCACUGCCUUAAGGAACUCAGAUCAUUUUCUGCCUGACUGAGAAAUCUCUAGUACCAGUAACUGGAAAGGAUUGUUACUAGAAAUCUUAGGCUGAAGCCCAGGAGGUAUCCGACGAUUAAUGUCAGAAAGUUCUAAAUCUGAUUUAGGAGAAACUAUUUUUGAUACCAUAGGUGGUGUGGGUGGUGGAUUCAUCAGGGAAAUUAAAGGCUGUCUUUCUGCUGGACUAAAUUUCUGAACAGCAUCUUGGCACAGAUGCCAUGUAUGUAAAAUCUUUUUUUAAAUAAAAAUAAAAUAAUUUUUAUUAGGUUUUUUACAAAUAUAGCACAUACUACAACAAACAAAAAAGAAACAGAAUCACAAACAUAGGCAAAAAUAAAAAAAAACAUAACAACAAACACCUAACAACAUAAGCAACACAAAUUAAUUAGUUGUUUAAACAUCUAACCUUAUAAACAUAUUUUGGACUUCCUCUGGGCCCUCCCAUCUGAAUUUCCUUGUAUUUGAAUGUAGCAGUUUUCUAAUAUCAUUAUUAAAACACAGUAUUCCAAUUAAAGUACAAUUUUUAAACUUUUCUUAGAGUUCUAGAUCUCAUUUAUUUAAUUAACUCCUAAUUUAAUCCUAGGCCUAUUUGGUACUUUCUUUUUUAAAAAAAUAAAUAUAUAUUUAUUAAUAGUUUCAGAAUUACAGAAAAAGAAGAAAAAAUAAAAAACAACACUACAAUACAUAAAAAAGAAGAAAAAAAGCAAAACAUAAAAACCAAUACAACAAUACAGCAAAAAGAUAAAAAAAAGAAAAAGAAAAAAAGACACAAAUCCCAUAUUACAUAUCUUUAACUUCCAUUUGCUUGUUUCAUUGACCUCCUCACACCUCCCUUUUUGUAUUCUAGUUUAAUUAGUUAUUUCAGCAAAUUCUUGUGAGGAGAACCUGAGCUUACAGGGUUAAACAGCUCAGAGUGUACGCCCUGCCUACUGUUGGGAGGGGGGAGGUUCGUCAUUUCCGAGAGCCUCAAGCCUUUGUUCUCUCUCUACUUUCGCUUUUGAGGAGAGAGGACGUGUUUUCACGAUGCUGUUUGCUGUGAUAGAUAAUGGAUAGUCUGCUGUAAAUAAAACUGCUUUUAGCUGCUAAGAUCCUGAGUGGACUUUAUUUAAGCACACUGAAGCAUGCACUGGAGUUUUUUUGAAGUUUUCUCUUACCGCUGCUGAUCUUUGCUUUUUGCUCAGAGCAUCGGAAUGUGGAGUUUGGAAUGCAGAGGUCUGGCAAGAGCUACGCAGCGAAAGCGGGCCGGACGCCAGGCUUAUCUGAGCAAUAAAUCUUCUUUCAGAGGUUAUGGGUGAUAGUUACUGCAAUUAGAGGAAGCUGCUUUGAAGCCUGAAGUGCUGUGUGCUUAAAAAGGCUGAGAAAACUGAGAAGCUGCUGUUUUUGCUGCCGGAAGAAAAAGUCCUGCUUUGAGGCUUUGCCUGGGAGAAAAGCAGGGAGACUGGCUGAAAUGCUGUGUGCUGCAAAGAGCCACUGGAGGCCUCUCCUUUGAAGCUGGCUGGUACGCGUGAGUACUUCAAAGCCCCAAUGGGAGCACUGGGGGAGGAGAUGGCUGAGCUCCAGGACUUUUAUGAUGUCCCGUUUGAAAAGCUCACAACCCAGUCCUGGGAUAUCUGGGUUAGGAGAGUAAGGGGGGUGGUUUUUGGCCACAGGGCUCUGGAGUAUAGCCCAGAAGGAGCCGGCCCCACCCAUGCCAGUUGCUGCUGAAGAUGGCGGAGCAGACCUGGAGGCUGUUUUGCUGGAAGAUAGAGAGCAGAGAAUGCAAAGAGAGCUCUGCAUGUUGAGAGCAAGCGUGGACGCUAUGCUGUUGCCCCACCUGGAGGGCGUUGAGUCGGCUCAGGCCGCCUGGCAGGUGCUGAGGAGUCUGUGUGAGAGCUCAGCAGGAGCCCAGGGCUGGGAGAAAGCAGAGAGCAGGGAGGAAGCCGAGAGCCCAGAAGGGGCUGCUGGCCAUGUUCCUGAAGUUACAGCUGGGAGUAGCUGCUUUGUCUCCGAGGGGCCGCGUGAUGUUGAGGCCUACAACCAGAGUGCUGGGGAGCGUGCAGGCCCAGGCUGUGCACCCAAAGGUGGGGGUGCAGGGAACAAAGGAAUGGCUGAAGAGGGAGCUGUGAGAGCUGUUGCUACGCGUCGCCGCUGUUAUCGCUGUGGCUCCCCUCCCAUCUGGUGAGAGAAUGUCCAGUGGAGGCACAGGAACAGCCGAAGGCCGUCUCCCGUAGCAACCAGAUAAAGGGCUCUUCUUCAAAGCGUGGGAAAGGCAAGCCGAAGGCAGCUGGCAGAGACACUGAACGUAAACAUUUGGCAGCCUCUAUGGCUGCAGUCGAGUUGUCAACAGGAUGCUGUGCUGGCUUUUGUCAUAGACUCAGGCGCGUCCCAUCAUCUCGUGCCAUCUAGUGGAUUCCUGGAGAACUGCACCUCUGUAAUUUCUGGGAAGACUGUCUGUUUAGCAGAUGGGACUCGACACCCACUCAUGCAGACUGGCUCACUGUUUUGUUCUUUCCUACAGGAUUCAAUCCAGGCUUUUGUUCCAGGACUGUCCUGCGCGUUGCUGUCUGUCAGUGCACUUCUUGCUGAGAACUACAGAGUGUGUUUUGAGAACAAUAAGUGUUCUAUUUCCAAGAAUGGACAGCACCUAGUCAGUGUUGAAUGUAAAGACAGGUUGUUUGUGAUAGAUGCUUCUUUUGCAGGUCCAGAUGACACGGAGGAGGCUCAAGCACAGUGUGCCAACGUUCCAGUCCAUGAUGCAUGUGCUCACCUCUGGCACCGACGCAUGGCACACGUGUCCUGGGGGUCAGUGAUGAACAUCCCAGAGUGUACGCAAGGGUGCAAAAUGAAAUCAUGUGCUAAGUUUCUACAUUGCAGAGCGUGCAAGUCCGCAAAGGUGAAAACGUGCACAUACCCUAGGUCUGAGAGGGUGACCACUAGGGCUUUUCAGUUAAUUCAUGCAGAUUUGUCUGGUCCGAUGUCUGUGAGCAGUAUGGGCGGAGCCAAAUUUGCGCUGGUUCUGAUUGAUGACCAUACGCGGAACUCCUGGACCUUCACGCUCCGACACAAAAAUGAAGCUGCGCCGCUAAUCAAAGACUGGAUUGCGGCUGUGGAACUGCAGUUUUCCACACGGGUGCAAAACUUUCAGAGCGAUCGUGGUGGGGAGUUCACCGGGUCUGCACUGCAAAGUUUCUUCCGCAAAAAGGGGAGUCAACACAGGUUGACUUCUCCACACCGUCCCCAACAGAAUGGGAUCGCGGAACGCAGGAACAGGACUCUAGGGGAGAUGUCCGCAGCUCUUUUGUUUGAUGCCGGGCUCCCACAGCGCUUUUGGGGGGAGGCUUGGCAAACGGCCAACUUUAUUCUGAACAGGUCGUUCAGUUCAGUGGUAGGUGACACACCGUACUUCUUGUUGCACGGAAAGAAACCGAAAGUGCACUCCUUCCGCGUUUUUGGCUGUGAGGCUUGGGUCCUCAUACCAAAGGCCAAACGCAAGAAAGGUGAACCCAAGUCCCAGAAGAUGAUUUUCUGUGGGUACGAGCCAGGGACCAAGGGGUGGAGGUUUGCGUAUCCGUCAGGGAAUCAGUCCAGGAUUCUGCUCAGCAACAGUGCUGAAUUCUGUGAGCAGAGUGGCUGGGCAAGGAUGCAUGGGAACCCUGACAUCCUGUCAGAGAGUCUACUUGACUCUGCUGAUGAAGGAGAGGAAGAGGUUGAACCUGCUACUGAGGCUCAGAGUCCAGACCCAGUGCAGGCAGAGGGGAGAACUUCUCCCAAGGCUGUGAAGAUCGAGGAACGCAGUGCUCCAUCUUCCCCCACAGGUUCGGCUGAGAAGUCCAGACGGCGCAGUAAGUCAGAGGGGGAGCCCUCUGAUGCUAAGGACGUUCUGGCUGGCCCUAGUGGGUCAGAGGGGGUUCCUGAAGUAGUGCUGCGUCGGUCAACUCGGACGACCAAGGGGAAACCUCCUGAAAGGUUUGCCGUCACUAGUGUGUGGGUCGGAAUGGCACAGUGUGAACCCGAGAGUUUUGAGGAUGUUCAGAAACUGCCUCAGGAAGAAGCCAGAAAAUGGCAUGAGGCGAUGCAGAAGGAGAUGAACUCAAUGGAGUCGCUAGGUGUGUUCUCCCUCACGAAGUUGCCGGUGGGCAAACAGGCCGUCGGUAGCCGCUGGGUUUACCGUCCUAAGCCCACAGCGACAGGAGAACAGCAGUAUAAGGCCAGAUUAGUGGCGAGAUGAUUCACGCAGCGCAGGGGGUUGCAUUAUACGGAAGUUUAUGCUCCCACCUCUAGGAGUGAAUCUCUACACUUGGUCUUGGCCAUUGCUGCACAAAGAGGGUUGCUGGUGCAUCAUUUUGAUGUGGAUGUUGCUUACUUGAACUCAGACUUCCAGGAGGAUUUGUACAUGCUUCCUCCUCCAGGGUUUGAGGGCAAUGAGCAAGGUACUGUGUGGAAACUUCACAAGUCAAUUUACGGCCUGAAGCAAUCGGCCAGGAAUUGGAACUUGUGCCUGAAUGAAGCUUUGGAGAAGCUAGGUUUCAGGAAGAGUCUUGCUGACAGUUGCCUGUUCCUUAGAGGAUCAGGAGACUCACAGGAACUGGUGUUAUUUUACGUUGAUGACAUCAUCCAUGUUGGAAAGGCAGACAAACAGGUGCAGAAGUUUGCCAAAGAGCUUGGGAAACGGUUUCAGCUCAAGAACCUGGGUGCAGUAAAGAUCUACCUGGGCGUCCAGAUAGCGAGAACUGAGGAUGGUAGCUUCUUGCUCAGUCAGAAAGGCAAGAUUGAGCAGUUACUCAAUUAUACAUAACUCCUGAUAUCAUUUCUACUAGAGCCAUCUAGUUUCAUUCCAACAUUUUCCCUAAUAUUCUUUAAUUUUAGACUAAAUCCCUAAAUAAAAACUUUUCUUUAUAAAUUUUCUUCCAAUCUUCAUCCAACGUCUCUUCUUCCUGGUCUCGGGUCAUGUCAGUCCUUACUGUCCAUUCCAUCUAGUCCAUCAACCUGGUAAUCUUAUGUCCGAGGCCCUUAAGUCUCUUCCAUGUCCCUUCUGCAGAUCUUCUUCUUCUUGUUUAUACCUGCACUUUUCCUUGUCUUUUGUUGGUCUCUUUCUUAAUUUCUUUCCUUUCUCAUUGAGGAGUAGGUCUCUGGGAGGUUCCAACCCAAAAUUAUCUCCGUCUCCCUUCAUCAAACCAGCCCGUUCCCCACAGUCAUCAAUGUAAUCCAAAAAAUAUUUAAGAGCAUAUUUCAAAGUCUCUCCAAAGUUAAGAACCUCCUCAGCUCCAGGCUCCCCCUGGCCCACUCCAACUUCAAUCUUCAAAAACAGUGGCUUAUGCUCCUGCAGGGCCUCGGAUCUCUCCAUUUGUAUUAUUUGAGGUGCAACCGCAACCUCCUCCAUGAUCUUCUGCACUUGCCCAAUCAAUACAGGUUCCUGAGUUGGUCCCUGAAUGGUUUCUGUAUCAAUAUUCCCUGUUUGUCCACAGUUAUUGACCAUAACAGUCAUCAAAUCCGUUUUCUCAUUCAUCAAAUCUAUCUUCUCAUGCAUCUGUUCCAACAAAGCACUUGUCUUGCAUAAAGCAAGCACCAAAACUUCCUCCCAGCUCAUGUUUAGUCAAGGUCAAAAGGACUGGUCCCACGAUCUUAAUCUCACAGCUGUAGAGUCCUCAAGUAGACUGCAGCAACAAUUUAGCAAGCUCCCUCUAGAGGAGACAAUUUCUAUUUGUAUCCAUCUUUUUAAAGCAAGUCCAACAAAGGAAAAUUACUUUCAUUUUUCAGAUAUUUUGUUUCUUUAGAAUGCAAAAGGCAACAUUGGAAUCAGUUUAUUUCUCUUCUUUAGCUAUCUGUCAAAGUAUUCCAUUCACAGUCAAUGAACCUCUCCAACAAUUUCAGUCUCUGACACCCCGUUUCCAGGUUAGAGACGGUGGAAACUUAUAUUUCUUCACUCCCUCUCCUGCAGGCAUUAAACAAAGUCCCCCCCCCUUUUCUCCUGCUUCCAAGGGGGUUUCAGUAGUUAUAAAUGAAGGAAAUUUAGACUUUUUUAAUGACUUUCCAGGCUUUAGCUUACAAGGUUUUUGCUUCAGUCUAUAUACAAAAAGUGGAAGGCGGACUUCCUGUUUUGAACCUUCCCGCUUCGGUGCCAAAUUAAGAUAUUUCUUGAUCCAAUUUUCCGUUUCUACUCACAGGUACUUGUUUUAAAUCCAAUUGUCCACAGGAAAAAGUCAGUGCUCUCCGGCAAUGGCUGUGCGGCUUCACUCCGUGAAAGUAGCAAUCAGUUCGCAGCACCGCGCCGCUCACCCCACUUCACUCCGGAACCCCAAAAUGGGGUUCCCCGUGAUUAGGGGGGGCGCUCCUGGUGCCCUGCCGAACCCCACGUUCCCAGGCUUCCUCCGCCUGGGAUUUCUAGCGGGUCCCCACCUUCGCCGCGGCGGGAAGACCCAGUUUCCACGGAGCCAGUUCCUCCAGUCGGCCUAUUUGGUACUUUCAAGCAAUUUCUAAUUUUUAAUAUUACAAUAUUUAUUCAAAUAGUCUUUAAAUUUCUUCCACUCUUCUUGGUAUUCCUUUUCUUUCUGGUUGCGGAUUCUUCCAGUAAGGUCAGCCAACUCCAUAUAGUCCAUCAUUUUCACCUGCCAUUCUUCCACAGUUGGUAAUUCUUGUGUUUUCCAUUUCUUGGCUAUUAAAAUUCGGGCAGCAGUUGUGGCAUACAAAAAUAACUUUACAUCUUUCUUGGGUAGUUCAAAACCUAUUAUUCCAAGUAGAAAGGCCUCUGAGUUUUUUUAUAAAUGUAUAUUUCAUCAUUUUAAAAAAUUCAUUAUAAAUCUUUUCCCAGAAGUCCUUCACCUUGGGACAGGUCCACCACAUGUGAUAAAAGGUACCUUCCUUUUCUUUACAUUUCCAACAUAAAUUAUCACAGUUACGAUAAAUCUUAGCUAAUUUAACGGGUCAAGUACCACCUAGACAUCAUUUUCAUAAUAUUUUCCUUUAACAUCGUACAUGCAGUAAACUUAACCCCUUUCUUCCAUAACUUUUCCCAAUCCUCCAUCAUUAUAUUGUGUCCCACAUCUUGUGCCCAGUCAAUCAUAACCGAUUUAACUUGUUCAUCCUUUGUAUGCCACUCCAACAACAAAUUAUACAUUUUAGACAUAUUCUUAACAUUAGUGUCCAAUUUGGUUUUUUCUGUUGCAAAACCAUUUACAGUGGUGCCCCGCAAGACGAAUGCCUCGCAAGACGGAAAACUCGCUAGACGAAAGAGUUUUCCGUUUUGGAGGUGCCUCGCAAAACGAAUCUGCAAUGGGCUUGCUUCGCAAGACGAAAAUGUCUUGCGAGUUCCUGGGUUUUUUCUCCUUUUCCCCUCUUUUCUAAGUCGCUAAGCCGCUUAUCUGCUUAUCUGAUAAGCUGAUAAGCUGCUAAAAGCCGCUAAAAGCCGCUAAUAGCGCUAAUAGCGCUAAUCCGCUAAUCCCGUCAAUGGGCUUGCUUCGCAAGACGAAAAAACCGCUAGACGAAGAGACUCCCAGAACGGAUUCUUUUCGUCUUGCGAGGCACCACUGUAUCUUAUCAAUCUUGAAUAGUUCAUUAAUUUGAUAGUAUUGAAGCCAAUUCACGUUAUCUUUGAUUUGUUCAAAUGGUUUUAUAUUUAACUCCUUCAUUGUCUUCUAACAAUAAAUCUGAAUAUCUCAACCAUUUAUUUUCCAUAUUUAGCUCUUUUUGGGCCUGUGCUUCCAUUGGUGAAAUCCAUUUGGGUGUUUUUCAUACCAAGAGAUCCUCCAUACAUUGUAUAGCACUUUUCUAAUUAUAUGAUUCUUAAAACCACUAUGGGCCUUUAUCUUAUCAUACCAUAGAUAUGCAUGUUGGGAUACUGCCAGGGAGACAAAGGCCAUCAGGAAGGCCUACACGUCGUCUCCAGACAAUCUCUUGGUCUCCUGUAGAACAGCAUCAGUCAAUUAGCGACACGAGCCUCAGACACAUUCCAAGACCCAUGAACGCCCUUUUCGCAGAGUUUCCACAACGGAAGAUUCACCCAGGAGAGCAUAUUUACAGCAUUAUUCAACGUUGGUCAGAACAAAGGAAAAACAUGACUGCUUGCAUCCAUGUCGAGGAAAACAGCAAGGACAAAAGCUAUAUACAAAACGGAAACUCCCAGUGAGCAGGAAGUACACAGGCAUGUGACACACAACAGCCUGUCCCCUUUUUAAGAUGGAACAGAAAUAUCCUAACAUCCUCCCCCUUUCCGUGUAACCUGUAGUACCUGUGGUUCAACCCAAUUGCAACCUCUGUACAUAAACCUUAAGUUGUUCUCUGUUAACAACCUUAGACAACAGAUCAGCAGGAAUUUCAUUUCCUGACAUGUAGGAUACCUGAAUGAGUCCUUUCUGAAUACACUCUCUUGCACGAUGUAGCUUAAUCUGCAAGUACUUGGUUCUUUGCUUGCAACUCUCUGAGUUCAGCAAAGCCAAACAGGAUCUAUUGUCUUGAUACACUUGUAUAGGACAUUUCACAGAAAUUCUGAUGUCCUGAAACAGUUGCAUCAACCAUUCACAAUCCAUGAGUGAAAAUGACAGAGCAUUGAGUUCUGCUUCACAGGAACUUAGGCUUACUGUCGUCUGCUUUUUGCACAGCCAGUCAAACAGAGAGUGGUUGUACAUGUGGCAUACUCCAGAAGUGCUUGCACCAUCCGUGGUGUCACUUCCAAAACUAGCAUCUGCAAAGAUUUCAAGACCUCCAGUCUUCUGACGGGUGAACCUCAGCCUGUAGUGCAAAGUCCACUUCAAAUAGCGGGCUAUGCGCUUCAGAGCUUUCCAAUCCUGAACAGUAGGAUUGUUGGCAUGUCUGCUAAUCAGGUUAGUGCUUACAGCUAUGUCAGGUCUUGAACAUCUAGCAAUGAAAUUCAGCUUGCCUAGAAUGCAUCUGUACAGUGUGGUGUCAGAAAAUGCUUCAGCAGUACUAUCUACCUGGUAACCUGUCACCAUCGGUGUGUCUGCUGGGUUUGCAACAACCAAAUUCAACCUGGUUAAUACAUCAGCAAUUUUCUGUGUUUGGUGUACCAGAAAAUUACCUGCUUGGUCACUCUCCACCUGCAGAGAAAGAUAGUUGGAUACCUCACCAAGAUCCUUCAUGUCAAAGUGCUCCUUCAGCUGAGCUAGGGUGCUUUGGUACAAAGCUUGAUUCUUCCAAAACAGAAGAAGAUCAUCAACAAAACACAAACAAUGCAGUUUGUUUUGCCCCUCCUCCUUGACAAACACACAUGGAUCAGCUUUGCCUUUGUGAAAACCUAGAGAAAGCAAUGUCUCAGUGAGUUUUGUGUCCCAACACCUGGCACUCUGCUUGAGACCAUAUAAGGAUUUCUGCAGUUUACGGACCAUUCCCUUCUGUAUCUGCAUUCCAUCAGGUGGAAGCAUAUACAGCUCCUCCCCCAAAACCCCGUACAAAAAAGCUGUUUUCACGUCGUGAUGAGAAACGUGCAGUUUCUCCUCUGCAGCAAUCUUGAGCAUUAGCCUAAUGCUCUCAUACUUGACGGUGAGUGAGUAGGUCUCGUGGUAAUCCUGUCCUGGUACCUGUGAAAAACCUCUGGCAACCAAUCUGGCUUUGUGUCUGACAACCUUGUCAGUCUGGUCUGUCUUGGCCUUGAAGACCCAUUUGCUGCCAGCCAGUCUCAUUCCUGGGACUACUGGGACUAGCUCCCAGGUUUGGUUCCUAUCCAAGGAAUCAAUUUCAGCCUUCAUGGCAUUAAGCCAUGGCUCAGCAUCUUUAGAGGUUAACUGCUGAACCUCUCUGAAGCUUGAAGGUUCCCACACCUUCUCUGAGCUACUAAGAACAGCAGUUGCUGUCUUAGCAAACUCAUCAGUAAAUCUCUUUUGACGUUUGCCUUUUGUGGCCCUUUCAGAUCUGCGUACUAGACGCAAGUCUUCUGCACUCAUCUCCUCCUUCUUAGGAGAAAAGUGACCAAUGGUGAACAGUGGUUCUUCCAGUUCAGUGUCAGACGCAUCAGAUAGUCUGACUGAGGCCUUUGCGCUCUUGUAGUCUGCUGUGUCAUCACUGUCACUGACAACAGCAGCAGCGCUGCCCACUGAGCUGGAAUCCGAGCUCUCAUCAUCAUCAUCCUCAGCUUCCUCUUCUACCUCAACAUCAUCUGCUUCUUUCACAUCAUCUUCAUCCUCCUUUUAGUGACUAUGGAAAAUUCCCACAUUUCCCCCCCACUUAGGAUUGUACUCAACACUCUUUGUGAACCUAUUGGACUUAGAAUCAGGCAAGAAUACCCUGUAUGCACCUUUUUCAUACCCCAUGAACAAACCAUGUGCCCCACGCUUCCCAAGCUUGCUGCUCUGUGGGGUGUAGACCCACAUGUCAGAACCAAAGAUUCUCAUGUGCUUGAUGUAAGGUUUCUUACCAAACAUCUUCUCAUAGAGAGUACAACCAAUAGGUGAUGAUAGUCUCCUGUUAUAGGAAUAAACAAACGUGUUCAAAGACUCCCCCCAAAACUUCUCAGGGAGAUUGGCAUCAUGCAACAAGGUUUUUAGGCCUUGCAGCAAAGUUUCGUUUGCUCGUUCACAAAGUCCAUUCAUCCAUGGAGAACUAGGAGUUGAGAGGCUAUGCUGGAUUCCCUUCUCAGUCAGGAAAGUUUCAAACUGCUGAGAAGUUAAUUCACCCCCUCGAUCAGUAAACAACCAACCAAUGUGUUUGUUGUGAACAUUUUCCAACCAAGCACAGAACUCCUUGAACUUAGGAAACGCUUCUGAUUUCUGCUGGAGCAUAAACACAUGAAUGUACCUGGAAAAAGAAUCAAUUAAAACCAUGAAGUACCUUGCUCCACCCAAAGAGGGCGCAAGUGGACCAACCAGGUCAGCGUGGACUAGCUGAUAGGGCUUGGAAGCCUGCCUGCUAGACACCUUGCCUUUUGGAGCAACCUUCACCUUGUUCUCUGCACAAGAUAAACAUUUCAUGUGAAACUUACAGGGCUUGAUGUUCCAACCCUGACCCAACCCAGGUAUUUUGGCCAGUGCCUGCCAAGACAUGUGACCAAAUUUUUGGUUUGCCUCAUGAAUACAUCCUGCAUGAAGAACUUUGUUAGUUUGUGCAACACAACAAGAUUCAACAUUAGACACAGCAACACCAUUGUCAUCAUAAGUUAUACAGAACAAACCAUCUAUAAACUUUGCAUGCGAAAUGCCCUCUUUGGCUUUCCUGAUGACACAGACGCUCUUCUUGAAGGAAAUCUCAAAGCCUCACCCAGUCAGCUGUGGGACGCUGAGCAAAUUGUCUGCAGCAUCUGGAACAUAAAGUACUUCGCUGAUGGUUGAGUGCAGACUUGCCAGUUUCACUGUCCCAACUCCUGUAAUUCUCAACGUCUUUCCAUCAACCUGUUGGAUCUCUCCAUCUUGAGGCAUGAAGGAAAUAAACAGCUGCCGAUCCUUCAUAAUGUAUGUGCUGGUCCAGGGGGGAGGUUACCGUGGGGCGAGGUCCAGGACCUGAGUAGAGGGUCACCAGACAGUCCUCCUCGGGCAAAGCAGGGUCCACAGUGAGAAGCCGGGCAAGGACAGGAACUCUGGGGGAACAGGACUGGAUGCUGGCCGAAACAGCUCAUCAACGACGUUGCUCCCGCAACCUGGGAACGGGCUGACUGGCCUUUAUCUUCUCUGAGGCCAGGGGCGGUCCCGGCCCCCAGGAGACCCGCCUCUCCUGGCCUUAAGGCGAGCACUCCUCCUGGGAGAAACCAGUUCUCUUCGCCUCUCUGCCCUGAGCCUCUGCAGUUCAGGAGAGGCUGAAGGGUUACUGGACCCAGGGGGAGACUCACCUGUAGGCACUGAGUCCUCAACCACCUCUGGAGCCAGAGUGGAUUCACCUGGUGCCUGCUCCUGAGGAUCCGGCGCCGGUGCAGGCGCUUCAGAAUCAAGGCCCUGCCCCAGUUCAGCCGGCCCUGGAGGCGGGGACUCCUGUGCAGGCUGGGAUUCCUCCGGUUCAGCCUCUGAAUCGGAUUCCCAGGCCAUCACAAUGUGCCUUGUCGCUCCAGAAUCGACGGCAAAUUUUCCUUUGGCCUUUGGAGAAGCAGUGCUAACAAACAAAGCCUUGUUUUUCAUUGGCCUAGGCUUUCCACCCCCCUUCUGUUUCUGGCCAUCUGCAGGCUGCUUCUUUGUUUAUUUCCAGUCUUUGGGCAAAAUUUCUGAAAAUGACCUUGGUUCCCACAGUUCCAGCACUUCACAGCUGCCAACGCCUUGGCUCCCCCUGGAGGCUGGAAUGCUGUCUCACAUUGCUCCCCCUGAAGCGCACAAGCUGACUCAGCUGCAUUCCUCCUAUCAUAUUCGUUUUGCAAGGUCGCCAAAACCUUUGUAGCAGUGAGGUCCUGCGCAGGAAGAGUUGCCAGCUGGCUUGCCACAACAUGAUAGCUUUCAUCCAGGGAGUCCAGGAUAAGGAUUGCAAACAGAGACUCAGGCAUAUUGAAACCUCUAUGAGUCAAUUCCUGUCUGAGAUGCUGCAAAUGUAAAACAUGGGCUCUAAGGUCUUCCCCUGGCUCCAAACGCUUCCUGUGCAGCUUUCUGAAGUAAAGCAACACAGACCCAGCUUCUUGUCGGAGAUGACAGGCCUUAAGCCCUUCCCACAUCUCACGGGCACUGGCCUUUCCAGCCAGGGUGAUUAACUCUUCAGGAGCUACCGAGAGCAAAAUUAUUCACAUGGCUCUUGAAUCCUGUGCCUCCCAUUCAUCUGUCAAAGGGGCUGGGGGGUCCUCAGAAAUAGUUUUCCACACACCAAGCCUUCUCAUCUGGCCCUCACAGUACCUUGCCCAGGUCUGAUAAUUGUGGCCAUUGAGCUUUGGGCACGGAGCACCAUCUGAGGCUUGUAAAAGCUCCAUUUCAGCUCUUUACUUCAGCCGUGAGCCUUAUUCACUUCAAAAGCUCCUUAUCUUUGGCAGCUCGUAAAUCAACGAGGCCUUCUUGCUCUCCUCCGGCCUAAUUAGUCUGCUGGACUUCAAAGACUCUGCCGUGGCACAGAAAAGUCUUGCUUUUCCCCACAUACCUUUUGCAGUCUUUUGCAGUCUUACUCUCCUGUAAGUGCUGUGAAUCUGGGCCUGUAACCUGUUGUUGGGAUACUGCCAGGGAGACAAAGGCCAUCAGGAAGGCCUACACGUCGUCUCCAGAUGAUCUCUCGGUCUCCUGUAGAACAGCAUCAGUCAAUUAGCGACAUGAGCCUCAGACACAUUCCAAGACCCAUGAACGCCCUUUUCGCAGAGUUUCCACAACAGAAGAUUCACCCAGGAGAGCAUAUUUACAGCAUUAUUCAACGUUGGUCAGAACAAAGGAAAAACAUGACUGCUUGCAUCCAUGCCGAGGAAAACAGCAAGGACAAAAGCUAUAUACAAAACGGAGACUCCCAAUGAGCAGGAAGUACACAGGCAUGUGACACACAACAGCCUGUUCCCUUUUUAAGGAGGAACGGAAAUAUCCUAACAAUGCAUGCCAACCAAAUCGAUUGUCCAAUCCCUCCAGGUCCAAAAUAUCUUCAUUGUCUAAUUUAAUCCAAUCUUUAAUCCAGCAGAAGGCCAUAGCUUCAAAGUAUAUCUUCAAAUCAGGCAGGGAAAAAACCCCUCUUUCUUUUACAUCCGUAAGUAGUUUAUAUUUAAUUCUAGGUUUUUUUUCCUGCCAGAUAAAUUUUUUCCUGCCAGAUCAAUCAGGGAUUGAGGACUAUAAACUUUGUACAAAAAUGGAAGUUUGGCAUUUCAACAUCCUACAGUGGUCAGUUCUUUUUGCUAAAAAUGUCUAUUGCUGCCACACAGAUUUUAUUUUUUACUGCCUGUCUGUGUUCCCUCCUUUCUGGAAUGGUCACAUGUGUGCUUAGAGCUCUCUUUGCCAUGGUGGUCUGCUCUUUCUUGCUCUUUCUUAUCUACUGCAGAGCUUUCCAAACUUUACAUGUUGGUGACACACUUUUUAGACAUGCAUCAUUUCACAACACAGUAAUUCAUUUUUUUACUAGCAAACUGGAGGUUAAACUAACUUCUUUCCAGCCCUGGGAGAAGCGUGGGAAGCAUUUGCAUGACACACCUACACACUGCAGCUGCCACAACACACAGUUUGGAGAGCUCUGAUCUACUGCUUAAUAUUUCAAAAAUCUUCUAAUCAGCAUUCAGUCUAAAAAAACAAACAGCAUGUCAUUAAAACUAAAACACAACCUUAAAAACAGCUAUAUGGAAACUACCGUAUUUUUCGCCCUAUAGGACGCACUUUUUCCCCUCCAAAAAUGGAGGGGAAAUGUGUGUGCGUCCUAUGGGGCGAAUGCAGAGCUAGCUGAAGCCUGGAGAGCGAGAGGGGUCGGUGCGCACCGACCCUCUCGCUCUCCAGGCUCAGGAGCUAUCCGCAAGCCUGGGGAGCUCCGUGGGAGUUCCGGUUGGGCUCCCCAGGCUUGCGGAUAGCAGCCUGCAUCCCGAAGCCUGGGGCACGCUACACAGCGCGCCCCGGGCUUCGUGCAGAUAUCGGGCAGCCCCACAAGCUCGGGGGACAGCGGGGAGUCACAGCACGCCUUCCCGCUGUUCCCCGACCUGGUUUGGAGGCUGGCGCUGGGGCGAAGCGGGCUUCUCCCCAGCGCCAGCCCCACAAGCUCGGGGGACAGCGGGGAGUCGGAGCGUCGACAUCCCGCUGUUCUCCAACCUGGUUUGGAGGCUGGUGCUGGGGAGAAGUGCACAUCUCCCCACCACCAGCCCCACAAGCUCGGGGGACAGAUAUCCGCAAGCCUGGGGAGACCGGCGCGACCUCCCGCCAGGCUCCCUAGGCUUGCGGAUAGCAGCCUGUUCUGGGGGCUGGGGUCGGGGGAAGCUCGGGCAUCUCCCACCCCAGCCCCGCGCCUGGGGGGGGGGGAAAUAAAUUUUCCCCCUUUAUUUCCCCCCCAAAAAACUAGGUGCAUCCAUUGGCUGGUGCGCCCUAUGGGGCGAAAAAUACGGUACAUAAAAACAUAUAAACUUAAUUUUCCUGAAAGCAGAUAACUACACUUACCAAAUCCUGUUAUCUUUGAAAUUCAUGAGUCUAUGAGUGAUUUUGUUUCUUUUUGGACUCUUAGUGGAGCGUCCUUCUCAGAGUGCUCUUCCAGCUUCCAUGCUCCAGAAAACAGCCAAGAUUUCCUCAGCUGUUUCAAAAGUGAGCCCUUCCCAGGUAAUUAGAAGCUGACCUGUCUGUCCUUCCCAGGUAAUUAGAAGCUGACCUGUCUGACAGGAAACAUAUUGUUCCAUCUCAAAAACAAGGAUCAAAUCAGACAAAGCUUACUACGUGAACAUAGCUGCUUCUAUCUCACACAGCUUCUCUCUGGAAGAUUGAAAGAGUCUCUGAGCAGAUUUGGUAAAGGGAGACAUUCAGUUAUGUGAGUGAACCCCAAGAGUGUGUUCCUGUGCAUAUUAGGUGGUUAUUUAGCAAGGAAGACAUUUUAACUGUGACUCCUGGUGGAUAUGUGGCUCAGGGUGCCUAAACACUGUUGGGGGAUGGGGUGGGGGUUGCUUAGGAGUUUUAUGGGGGGCAGGUUUUAAUUUUGGGGAGGCUUAAUUUUUCUUGUCCUUAGUAUUAAUUUUUUGUACCAUUAUUGUCAGACCCACCCUUAUAGAAAAGCAAAUUACAAACUUUAUUUACUUGUGUUUUGCUUUCAACACACACGCUCCCCCCUUCCUCCCUCUCUUCCUUUAAUAUGUUCAGAAGUUUUCUUGUUUUAUCUCUCAUAGCAGAACAUUUUAGUUCUAAAAUUCCCCAUCAAACAAUAAUAAAGCAUUUGUGCCUUGCAGGGCCAGCAGCAACCACCCACUGCUGGGGUGGAGAAACAGGCUCACCAGUGGAAGGAUUCAGAUCCUGUCAUCAUAGGAAUCAGGGAGGAGGUGAGGCUUUCUGGAGCUAUGAUGUACUGCUCCUCCCCGGGUCACCUUUCUUUGAACCUGGGUGUCAGGGAACUGCCAUCAGUGCCGGAGGGAGAGAGCAAAAUCCAGAGGGAUUCCGGAGAGCAUUCCGGGAUUGGGAGAGGCAGCCCAUCCUCUGGGGAAGAUAAUCAGCGUCGCACCAGUGGAGAAGGGGGGCAGAUGGGGGAAGCGGCGAGGCGGUCCCAUGACGCCUUGCCUGGGACGACGGGGAGAGUAGAGGUCCUCCGCUGCCUACGCCCUCCUUGCGCAGAAGGCUUCCGCGCAGAGAGACUAGGAGGCGACUAAGCGUCAAAGAGCUUCUUUGCUGGAAGAAGUUUAAGAAACGCCCACUGACGGAUUCUGCCAGCGAUUGAGACAGCCACGGGUGAGUGGCUGUCCGGACAGAAAAGGUUCAUUCAGGCAAUCCAGCCAGGUGUUUGAACUGGCUUACGCACGAGCAACCCCUAGAACCAUUACAGCAAUCCGUCAGUCCCUGACGUUGCUUGUGCGCAGCACCGGAGAGGCAGCACGAUGAGCCAAACGGGGCCGGCCGGAGAGACAGAGCAAGAAGCCAUGGUGCGAGGUCUGGUCGAGAGGAACCGAGACCUGGAGGCACAUGUCGCUACCCUGUCAGCGCGGCUGGAGGAGAGGCGGGCUCAGGAUGCACAGCUUAGAGCCACCCCUAUAGGGAGGAAGGCACCGGGGCUGGUACACAAGUUCAGUGGAACGUCCCAAGACUACAAUGCCUUCCGGACGGAAAUUCAGUACGCUUUGGAAUUGCAGGAAAAAGACUUAGCGGAUGACGGAGAGAGGGUGGCUUACAUUAUUGGACAUCUGCAGGAUGGGGCGCGCGAAUGGAUCAGGCCCUUGAUGGCAUCGGGGAAUGACGCUUUGAAAGAUCUUAAGAAAUUCUACCUUGUGAUGGACGCGAUGUUCUCCAGUGAGAUUGAGCAAAGCGUGACACGGAGGGAGCUGAUGGGGUGCAAGCAGGGGAGCCUGUCCGUCAGAAACUACUGGUCGCGUUUUGUGAUGUUAGUCCACAAGCUCGGGUGGGAUCUGGACUCUGAACCAGUACAAAUGUUGUUUGAAGCGGGUCUGGCCCCCGGAGUGAAAGACGAGUUGUCCUGAGCACCCCGCCCGCGGUCAAUGGAUGAACUCACAAAGGCUGUGCUUGCGAUUGGUGUACACCAGGAAGCGCGGGCUCAGGAAAAGCGGGAGAUAAGGGCGAAACGUUUCCAUGAAAACCGCAUUCCGGAGAUGCCGAGGGAGCCUUCCCAGGCGGCGGAGCCGAUGGAAAUUGAUGGAGCGCGCGCGCAAAAUUUCAAACGCUGGGGAAGGUCGGAGAAGGGAGGCGAAGGAGUGGAAAACUACCAAGAAGUGUUUCCUUUGUCAGAGGCCAGGACAUUUUGCAAAGGUCUGCCCUCAACGAAAAGCCUGGCAAGGCAUGAUGGGGGCUGCAGGCCACGACAGUAAGGGGGAGGAAGAGCAGGUGCAGGGAAACGACAACGCCUGGCUGCCAACCAGCAGGGGCAGCAGCCAGGCCAGCAACCAAUAGAAGUGCCCCAGCCUGCCCCCCCCCCAAAGCCGCUAUAGCCAUAGAGGUGGUGCUAGAACUCCCAAAUGGGCACCCCGUCAAAGUCGAGGGGCUGCUAGAUUCUGGCAGCUCGUGUAAUUUCUUCAGCAGAGACUUCGCUCUGGAGCACCAGCUCCACCUGUUGCCACUAGAUUUUCCCUUGCAGGUGAACACCAUAGAUGGCAGGGAACUACUGGGAGGGGAAGUGACACACCAGACACCGCCAAUGCGAAUGAGGGUCUCCAGACACACAGAGACCAUUGCCUUUCACGUGGCCACGCUGGCAGGACCCCUGAUAAUACUGGGAAUGAGCUGGCUGGCAAUACAUGACCCAGUGGUGUCAUGGCAUCAGCGGUUGGUCACCUUUGGGUCAGCUUACUGCUUAGAACACUGUCUGGGAGGGAAAGAACCAAGAAGGACUGUGGCCAGGGUGGCUGGGGUGACCCUGGAGCAAAAGAGGGAGGUGCCACCACAAUAUGCGGAUUUGAAGGAGGUCUUCAGCGAGAGGGAGGCAGACAGACUGCCCCCCCCACAGGCCAUUUGACUGCCAAAUCAACCUGCUUCCAGGGGCUCAGUUACCGGUGGGUAAGCUGUAUGCCAUGUCCGACCGGGAGAUGCAGGAGUUGCGGCAGUUUAUUGACAAGAACCUGAAGAGGGGUUUCAUAAGGGAAUCGAAGGCGGUGGGAGGCAGUCCAGCGUUCUUUGUGGACAAAAAAGAGACUAAUCAGCCCAGAUUAGUCGUGGAUUACAGGGCCCUAAACCUGGUGUCAGAACCCGUGACUUUCCCAAUGCCCAGGAUUGACGAUAUUUUGACACGUGUGAGGCAGGGGAAGAUUUUUACCAAGCUGGACCUCAGGGGAGCAUACAAUCUGAUUAGGAUAAGGGAGGGGGACGAAUAGAAAACGACCAUGUUCACCCCCCGGGGGCUUUUGAGUACUUAGUCAUGCCAUUUGGAUUACAAUCGGGGUCCGCCUGCUUUCUUUCUUUCUUUUUUUUUUAAAUGAUGUUUAUUGAAAUUUCAAAAAAUACAAAGCUUACCCAAAACCAAAAAGUAGAAAAUACAAAAGCUUACACAAAAAAAAUACAAAAAAUAAAAAUAAAAAUAUGAGAAAAUAGAAGAUACAGAAGAAAAAUAGAAGAAAACAGAAUAAAUUCAUUAUUUUCAGAUCCUUAACUGUCAUUACCUUCUUUCUUAGACCUCCUCCUCCUCCCUUCCUUUGUAUUCUAGUUAUUAAUUAUCCCAGCAAAUCCUUUCCUUUCCAUAUUUCAAAAAAAUAAAACAUAAAAGGAAUUCUCAACUAAUUUAAUCCUGUCUUUCUAUAAUAAAAUAAACCUUAAAGUUUAAAAUUUAAGUCUUAACUUUACCAACUUCUUGUGUUCAUAAUGUUCUUUCAUAAUUCUUUAUGCAUCUUUACUAAAGCCAGGUAAUUUCUUCCAACAUUUUUCUAUCAUUCAUUUUUCUAUCAUUCUAUCAUUCAUCAACUUUAUAAAACAUUCUAUUAGUUAAAAAAAUAAAAGGAGAAAAAAGCAUAUAAACAAGUCCAAUCUUUAUCCAACGUCCCUUCCUCCUGGUUCCGGGAUUUGUCAGUCCUUAUUCCUCAAUCUAACCCGGUGACCUUAUGUCCGAGGCCCUCAAGUCACUUCCAUGGCCCUUCCGCGGCUUUUCUUCAUAUUUGUGGCUGUAGUCACUUGCUCGUAAUAACUCCAACUUAGUAGUGUUUUUAGCCCUUCUCAUCAGAUCAGACCCUUUUCCGUAUUCAUCGCUGCAUUCCAUGUAGUAUUUAAGAGCAUGCUUCAAGGGCCCUCCGAAAUUGUGGGCCCCCACAAUUCCAAACAUAUCGCAGCCUGUUACUGUAUUUAAAAAGUCCAGAUAUCCCGACAUAGGGGGGUCAAUCCAGCCCCCCAUUUCCAAACCACACCGAACUUUCCCUUCCCAGAUUUGGUUUUUUCCAGGUUCCUUUAUCAAAUCCGAAGGAUCAAACUCCUGUUGGGACUGUUCUGUCAAGACACACUCCUGAUUUAAUGCCACAAACCCCUGUUCUGUCAAAACACACUCCUGGUUUGAGUCCUGGAUAGACUCCACAUAUAUUCCCACAGUCUGGUCAAAACCUUCCACUGCCUGUCGAUUUCCAGUCGAAUUGGCCAUCCGGUUCACCUUAUCAUGUAAUUCUUCCAGUAGAAUAUUUGUUUUAUAAAGCAGGCACACCACAACUUCUGAAAACAUUGUCACGCUUUCCCACGGUUAUUUUGUAGCAGCUGUCAAGUCCUUGAAAUUAGUUACAGUUUCAAAGGCUCCCCCUAGGGGGAAGACUUAUAUUUGUUUUUGCUACAUUUCCAAAAUACUUGAAAUACUUUGUCCAUAUAUAUUCCUUUAAAAUGCAAAAGGGAACAGUAAAGUCACAAAGAUUCUCUUCUUUUAGCUAUCUGUCACACACAGUUAUCUUGAUAAAUUCACGUCAGUCCUGACUUCCCCGCUCCAGGAUCAGGACGAAAAUAACUUCCUUUUACUACUUCAAGUAGUCCAAAAAAAAAUAUUCCCAAUUUAGAAUGUUGGAAUCCACUCUUUUAAAAGCGAUUUUCAAAGCUCUAGUGUAAAUUGCCUUUGCUUUGUUCUAUUUACAAAAGAACGGAAGGGUGACUUCCUGUUUAGCCCUUCCCGCUCCGUACCGAAUUCAAUAGAUUUUUUUCUUUCUUUUUUUAAUAGUCCAAUUCUGUCCUUUUCAAAAAUCUUCAUUUACUGUCCCAUUUGUUCAAAUUCUAAGUACUCACGGGUAUUUGUUUUAAAGUCCGAAUUGUCCAGGAAAAAAGGCAGCGCUCUCCGGCAACAGCUACGCGGCUUCACUCCACAAAAGAAGCAGACGACUCACAGCACAGCGCCACUUCCCCGCUCUGUUCCGGAGCCCGUUGCCGGGUUCCUUUGCAGAUUGGGGGGGCGCAAACAGUGCCCGCCGAGUCCCAGGGUCACAGGCUUCACCCGCCUGUGAUUUAAAGGGUCCCCGCUGCGCCGAAGCGGUGUCAGACCCAAUUUCUGUGGAGCAGAUUCCCUCCGAAUUAGAGGGAAUCCGCCAUUGCCGUUGGCGCCACCUCCGGAAGUCGGGGGGUCCGCCUGCUUUCAAGCAUUCAUGCACCAUGUGUUGGGGCCCCUGCUGUACAAGAAUUGCGUAGCCUUUCUGGAUGACGUCUUAAUCUAUCCGGACAACGAAAAGCAACACGUCAGAGACGUCAGGGAGGUGCUACAGAGAUUGAAGAAGCAUCAGUUGUGGGUCAAGCUGGAAAAAUGCCAAUUCCACGCCAGGGAGGUCGAGUUCCUGGGGUACAGGUUGUCAGACAAAGGACUAGCCAUGGAUCCAGGCAAGAUGAAGGCAGUGCUGGAAUGGAAGGCCCCCCAAAACAGAAAGGAUGUGCAGAGGUUCCUAGGCUUCAGCAACUUCUACAGGAAGUUCAUAAAGAAUUUCGCUCACUUGACAGCGCCCAUAACGGAUUGUCUUAGUAGCAAAAAGAAGUUUGCGUGAACAGAGGAUGCGCAGCAAUCCUUUGAAAAACUGAAGAAGGCGUUCGCCUCGGAAGAGCAGCUCCUGCACGUGGAUCCGGAGAAGCCCAUGAGACUGGAGACGGAUGCGUCUGACCGCGCGAUCGGAGCAGUCCUUUUGUAGCCCGGGGCCAAGCAGAACUGGAUGCCGUGUGCCUUUUUCUCUAGGAAGCUGAGCAAGUCGGAACAAAACUACACGGUGUAUGACCGAGAACUGCUUGCGAUCUAUACGGCAUUUCGGCAAUGGAGACAUCUAUUGAUAGGGGCGCGGCACAAGAUCCAGGUCCGAACUGACCACAAGAACUUGGAAUAUUUGCGGACCGCGCGGGUGCUCAACCAGAGGCAGAUCAGGUGGUCUCAGGAGUUCGCCAAGUUUUUCUUCGAGAUCCGAUACAUGCCGGGAGAGGAAAACGUAAGGGCAGAUGCUCUCUCCCGGAAACCGGAGUACAUGGAAGGAGAGGGGCCACCAGAGACCAGGCACGUGUUCCCCGAGGACCGGUGUGUGUGUGUGGGGGAGCAUUGGUUGGGAAACGAGAACUGGCAGGGCUCACCAGAGACAAUGAGUUUGCUCAGACAAAAAUCAGGGAACUCAGGGACGGGAAGGAAGUCAAUGGAGGGUUUGAGGAAAAGGAAGGACUACUGUACUAUAAGGGGGCGCUGUAUGUACCUGGGGAGACUUUGAGGGGGAAAGUACUUAGACAACUCCAUGACAACCCAACAGCUGGGCACUUUGGACAGCACAAGACUAUGCUACUUGUCACCAGGCAGUUCUGGUGGCCAAAGGUGAGGGAAGACGUAAGAGAAUAUGUACGAGGGUGCGACCGAUGCCAGAGGGCAAAGGGGGGAAAGGGCUGCCCCCGCGGGGCUACUGGAACCCUUGCCUACACCGGAAAGGCCCUGGGAGGUGGUGUCCAUUGAUUUUAUGACAGAUCUGCCCAAGUCAAGGGGAAAGACAGCGGUCAUGGUAGUGGUCGAUCUACUGACUAAAAUGUGCCAUUUCGUAGCUUGCUCACAUGCAGCAACGGCAGAGGAGACAGCCAGGCUGUUUGUGGAUCACAUUUUCAGACUGCAUGGGGCUCCAUUGAGGGUAAUCUCAGAUCGCGGGAAACAAUUUACUUCCCGGUUCUGGCGGAGACUCAUGAGCUUGCUACAGGUCGAGGUGAGCUUCUCGAUGGCGAGGCAUCCAGAAACCAACGGACAAGCCGAAAGAGCGAACGGCAUACUCCAGCAGUACCUGUGCUGCUAUGUCAGCGAGAGGCAGAACGAUUGGGUAGAGAAAUUAGCUUUGGCUGAAUUUGCGUACAAUAACGCUGAACACGUGUCCACGGGAAUGAGCCCUUUCAUGGCCAAUUACGGGUGUCACCCUAGGGCCUUCCUGGGGCGGGGGUAGGAAGGAUGGAGUGUACCUGCGGCUGAGCAAUUUGUGGAGGAAAUGGAGGCCUUACACCAGCAACUCAGGCUGAACUUGGAGCGGGCGAAGGAAGUCUACAAGAGGCAGGCGGACAGGCACUGUCGAGAGGGGGAGGCCAUACGGGUGGGAGACCGGGUGUGGUUGUCAUCCCAAGGGUUACCCCUUAAGGGAGGGUGCAAGAAGUUGCAGCCUAGGCGGCUGGGGCCGUUUGAGGUAAUGCAGCAGGUUAACCCCGUGGCAUUUAAACUCAAGUUGCCUGACAGCAUGAAGAUAUAUCCGGUGUUCCAUAGGUCCCUACUUUCACCUUAUAGGGAGGGGCGGGAAUUCCCGGGACGGGAGGGAGGGGUUACUACCCACCCGUGGGUAGAGGAGAGGGAACACUGUAACGAAGCCACGGAAAUACUCGAUUCAAGGUGGCGAGGUCGCCAGGUAGAGUACUUGGUAGCCUGGGAGGGGGAACCUAGGUCUGAAAACACUUGGGUCCCGGCUGAAUCAAUCACUGACGGGUAUCUGGUGGAAGAAUUCCACAGUUUGUUCCUGGAGAAGCCCAAACCAUUAGCUAGAUUCUGGGAGGAACAAUUUGGACCCACAGAUGACGAAGGGGACUUUGUGGGUUUCCCUGCCUCCGAAGAGGAGGGAGGGGAGGUGUCCGAGGGAGAAGGAUCAGACUGGGAGGUUCAACCAGCAGGGAGAAGUCCGAGUGGAUGGGAGGCUGGUUUUGAAUCCUCAGAAGGUGAUGACAGUUCCUUCAGGGGAUUCCCCGCAUCGUCGACCGAGGAGAGAGAGGAGGUUGUACCGGAAAAUUGCGCCAGGGGUGGGGGUGGGGGUCCUGAGGAGGAGGUGGAUGUCAGGGAACUGCCAUCAGUGCCGGAGGGAGAGAGCAAAAUCCAAAGGGAUUCCGGAGAGCGUCCUGGGAUUGGGAGAGGCAGCCCAUCCUCUGGGGAAGAGAAUCAGCGUAGCACCAGUGGAGAAGGAGGGCAGAUGGGGGAAGCAGCGAGGCGGUCCCAUGACGCCUUGCCGGGGACGAGCGGGGAGAGUAGAGGUCCUCUGCUGCCUACGCCCUUCUUGCGCAGAAGGCUUCCGCGCAGAGAGAGUAGGAGGCGACUAGGCGUCAAAGAGCUUCUUUGCUGGAAGAAGUUUAAGAAACGCCCACUGACGGAUUCUGCCAGCAAUUGAGACAGCCACGGGUGAGUGGCUGUCCGGACAGAAAAGGUUCACUCAGGCAAUCCAGCCAGGUGUUUGCACUGGCUUACGCACGAGCAACCCCUAGAACCAUUACACUGGGCUCCAUAUGAAGUUGGACUUCAACGUUCAUCAAUGGUCAGAGGAUGAUGGGAGUUGUAGUCCAACAACAUCUGGUGGGCAACAUGUUUGCUGUCCGUACUGUUCUUCCCCAACCUGAGCUCUCAAUGGUUGGGUGUGUCGUCAUUUAACAUGCAUGAACUACUGAACUUGUUCCUGUAGAUUGUACAUUUCCAGAAGGAGAUGGAAGAGCUGAAAGGCAGGACAGCCAAAGCUGCCAUCGAAGUGGGCACCGAGGAAGAGGAGGAGAUGUUGAGGAUGGCGUCAAACGACCUUCACACUUUCCUUUUGGAGAUCAAAGAGACAACAGAGGUAAGAGGAUUUGGGGGAGGAUGUAGCCUCCAGUUGAGAAAUGAAAACAUACACUCAAUUACGAAACAAUGGAGUGAACUAACUACUGUAUUUAAUAAGUGGGACUUGAGGGGCGGCAGGAAUCAGAAGGCCAUUUCAAACCACUCACUGUGCUUUAUGAUACUGAUUUGGCAACUGUUUCAGGCAAAGCUGAAAAUAAAAUAUAUACACCACACAAUGAAGAAUACAACACCCACCUUGAAUUACCAGGGCUACCAAACAGAGCAGACAUGGUUAGGAUUACACAGAAAAUGUCACAGUCUCAGCAAUAGUAAUACCACCAUAAUCGUCCCAUGCAAUCAACAGAAUGAGAAGUUCUUCAAUUUGUAAAAACCAGGACAUAACAAGUAACCCACUCUCAGCCCUGAGCUAAUUGAGCAUGAAGGAAAACUUGGUUGCUGAAAACAAUAUGCUGUGCCUUAAUAAACCACUUCACCCUUGGCUGCACGCCACAUGUAUUUUCCUUAUUUAUCAUACUUAUCCUAUUCCCAUCAGAUUGCACUCUUGAGGAGGAAGUUUGAAAGGGGGUUUGGUGUUCCUGAAGGAGACAUACUCUCUCCAUUGUGUUGCCUCCGGUAAAUAGGUUUGCUGGGUUUUGGGGAACCGUCCCACAAACCUUUUUUGAGCUAGAGACAAAAGUGAGAUGACAGAAAUGUGCAUACAGUGGUACCUCGGGUUAAGAACUUAAUUCGUUUUGGAGGUCCAUUCUUAACCUGAAACUGUUCUUAACCUGAGGUACCACUUUAGCUAAUGGGGCCUCCCGCACUCCCGCCACGUGAUUUCUGUUCUCUUCCUGAAGCAAAGUUCUUAACCUGAGGUACUAUUUCUGGGUUAGUGGAGUCUGUAACCUGAAGCGUCUGUAAACCGAGGUACCACUGUACAGCAUAGUUCCAUCUUCUGGUUAAAGAAGCUUAGUACCAUGUCUGAACUGAUAACCAUAAUUUGUGACUGCCUUGGAAACCAUGGUCUGAAGGCUGUUUGGGUUUUAUUCUUUUGGCAAAUCAUAUAUAUUUACUGAAUGAUUUUUAGCCACUUCUUGUUCAAACUUCUCAGAACGACUUUAGAGCAAAAACCCACAGCAAGCCACUUAAAAAUUCCAGUGGGAGUAAAAUGUCUGGUUUUGAGCUAGGACUGAAAAUAAAAUAAAGACAGCAUCAAGCAAACAGUUUGCCACAGUUGAAGCCUCUAGACCAGGGGAGGGCAGGCUUCCAAGAUCUGUUGUUGCUUUUGCUAGAAUCCUGAUAUUCAAACAGAACAGUUGCGAAAGGCACACACUUAAGGACAAAUCCCUAGGCUUAGUUUUCUUUAAUGUUGAGUACCAGAACAGAACAGCACCAUCAGUCCUUCUCACCCAAAUCCACCCUGGUUACCUUCUAGCCCAGGCUUUCUUCAUUUCAGUAAUAUAUAAUGGGGCAGGUUGCUAAUGUUAUUGUUGCCACUGUUUUUGUUCUAUUUAUGUUGGGCUUUUGUUUUUUUAAGUGCUUUGUUUUGUCUAAUUAGUUUAGCUAUGGUUAUGGGGUGGCAUACAGAUGCCAAAAAUUUAAAAAAGAAAUGAACAGGGAAUUGGGAUGCAGACCGGCUUGUAGAAGCCUUGUGAUUCGUUAGGUCCCACCACCCCUGCCCCUGAAAUGUAGAAUCCUGUUUGUGGCAGCAGUUUGUGCUGCUGAACUGUGUUGUUGCCCCAGUAUAGCUUUCUUCCAGACCUGAUGAAUUAACAUUUCUGUGGAAAAGCCACAUAUGUGUUUUGUGACAAAGAGUUCCACCUACUUCCUGGUGGGUCUUCCUCUCCCUUUGUUCUUUUCUUGUAGUCCCUUCAUGCAGACUUUAGCCUCCUGAAGACAAGCCUGCUGGAGGGGUUUGCAGGGCUGGAAGAAGCAAGACAGAAGGACAUGUGUGCUCACAGUGCUGAAUAUCUGCACCUGCUCUAUAAGAGGCCUUUGGACCCAAAAAGUGAAGCUCAACUUCAGGUAGGAUCCUUGAUAGGGCAAGGGGGUCAGAGCUUUGGGAGCCAGGGGGAAAUUAUAAAUGCCUGCUAGGGAGGCAGAGGAUGUUCCAAACCCCAUGGUCCCCAGCAGGUAAUGGUACCUGUUCCAGUUAGAGAUGUCACGUAAGCUGCUCCAAUCUUUAGCAAGCAUUCUCUGCUGCUAGUUGCUCUCUUCUCAGAAGUUAAGCGUGUUUGCUUGGAAAUGUUUUGGUAAGAGCUUUGGACAGUGUAUAUGAAUCUCUUAUCUCUUCCCCUCCUCUUUUUACUUCCCCAAGAGCCCUGUCAAGUAGAGUAGGCUGAGAUAUGGUGAGUGGCCCAAGGCAACCCUGUGAGUUUCAUGUCUUUGGAUAUUAGAACCUGGGUUUCCCUAGUCUUAAAAAGGUAAAGGUAAAGGGACCCCUGACCAUUAGGUCCAGUUGCGGACGACUCUGGGGUUGCGGUGCUCAUCUCACUUUACUGGCCGAGGGAGCCAGCGUACAGCUUCCGGGUCAUGUGGCCAGCAUGACAAAGCCGCUUCUGGUGAACCAGAGCAGCGCAUGGAAACGCCGUUUACCUUCCUGCCAGAGCGGUACCUAUUUAUCUACUUGCACUUUGACGUGGUUUCGAACUGGUAGGUUGGCAGGAGCUGGGACCGAGCAACUGGAGCUUACCUCAUCACGGGGAUUCGAACCGCCGACCUUCUGAUCAGCAAGCCCUAGGCUCUGUGGUUUAACCCACAACGCCACCCGCGUCCCUUUUUAGUCUUAGUCAAUCUCUUUAUCCACUACCCCAGGGCAGCUAUGUUUUGGUCCUUACAGCUGUUGGUGAACCACAACUCCCAGCACCCCUGACUGUUGGCCAGGCUGGCUGGGACUCAUGGGAGUUGGAGUCCAACCACAUGUGGAGAACCACAGGUUCUCCAUUACACUGUACUGCUUCUCUGUGAAUACAUGUGCAAUUCCCCAGAUUGGAUGGAAACUAUUUGUAGACUGGAUUGGGUUUUGUGACUACCAGUUGACAGUCCCUAUUAUUUUUGCUAAAGUGGUCAUGGCCCAGAUGUAGAAAAUUUCCUUUGCAUGCAGAAGGUCCCACCUUCAAUCCCUGUCAUCUCCAGGUAGAGUUGGGAGAGAACCCUGUCUGAAACUCUGGCGAAGUGUUCCAGUCAGUGUAUCCAAUACUGAGCUAGUUGGACCAGUAGUUUGACUCAGUACAAGGCAGCUUCCUGUGUAAAUUGGCUGUUGAUUCAGAACCAUGAGGACUAGAAUCUUCCUUAUGUUUAGGGGGAAAUCAAUAGCCCAGUGGUAGAGCACCUGCUUUGCAUGUAGAAAGUCCCAGAUUCAGUCCCCAGCAUAUCCAAGUAGGGCUGGGAAUGUUCCCUGCCUGAAACUCCUGAGAGCCACUGCCAGUCAGUCUAGACAGAACUGAGCUAGAUGGACCAAUGGCCUGACUCAAUUUAAGGCAGCUUCCUACAUUUCUGGGGUGAGCAAUGCCUCUAUUGUACGAUUCUCUAAAGGGCAAAUUGUUGACCCGCUGGCCUAGAGGCUGUUCUUUAAGCCAAUGUCAUCUUCUCAACAUUUUUCUUUGCUCCAUCUUCAAACAUGGAAGGCAAAGUUUUUGUAAUGAAGUGCCAGUUUAAUAAUUCCAACCCAAUUUUUAUAAAGAAAAAGUGGGUUCAUCAUCGGGGAUUGUUUUAUCACCACCAAGUGCCAUGCUGCUCAAUGUGACGGUUUUACAAGGACUUGAGCUGCUGCAGUUAAUUUCAUGGAUGGGGAGGCUGGAAGCCAAAUGGGCUUGUAAAUACUGGGUUGCCGCAGGGAGUUCCUGCCAAUGUGCAAAAAGGUUUUUUCGAACAAGAGACUUCACCUCACUCUGCUUGCGCUUCUCCUCCCCUGGGGUGUCAGAAGUUAAACAAGCUAUUUCUCCCCUGAACUGUAAAAUAUUGAACUGAGCCUUGGCUGGUAUUGUGUAAUUGACACAGCUUGGAUGCAUGAGGAUAAUGUGGGAUGCGACCUCUGAGCAGGAACCAUAAUUAAAACAGUACCUUAGAAGGCUGAAUGUAAGGUCAGGGUGUUAGUUAAUCUCUUAUUGCCCUUGGGGGAUACCUCCCUUGCCAUAAGAGCCCUGCUGGAUCAGGCCAAAGGCCUACCUUCUCCAGCCUCCUGUUCCUACAGUGCCCAACCAGGUGCCCCAGUGGGAAGACCACAAGCAAAAUUGGAGUGCAGCUGCGCUGUCCCUACCUGCGAUUCCCAGCAACUGAUCACUGGUCAACAACAAAUUUGUUGUCUGCGUUUUUCAGAUGAUUUAGGACGAAUCUGAUGCGCUGAAUCCAAAAUUCACAUUGGUUUUGCUCAAUCAGGUGAAGUUUUUGAGCUAUGGCCACAUGUCUUUUUUUACGUUUUUGUUCACAUGUACGCUUGUGUGGAGCAUUUUAGAAGAAGUUGCUGGGGGUAAAAUGCCAUGUCGAAUAAUUGUUUUGAUUGGAAAUGAUUACUUUAAUGACAAGAAGUAUUCAGGUCCGAUAGUUCUGGGUGAUUAUGUCGAAAAGGGAUCAGUUUGAAGUCAUAAAACCUCGAAAUCUUCCAUAAAUUGGUGCGGCAAAUCAUAAAGUUGGGGGAUCAAAACUAAGUUAAUCCUGAUCUUCAAUCAGCACAUCGUCCUGUAGCUCAUUGUGAUGAAAUUCCAGUGCCUAUCUUGGAGAACUUCCUGACAUUAGUGACGAAGAUGCCUCCAGGGUUGAAGGACAUGAAGAAGAAGAAGUGGUUCUUGAAGAUGAUGCUCCACAUCCAUUUUCCCAAAAGGAGUUGAAUGAUCUAGUUCACGACCUCAGCUUGUCAAAGGACUCUGCCGAACUGUAGGCAUCCAGAUUGAAGGAAAAAACCUGCUCUCUGACAGUGCUCGCAUCAGCUUCUUCCGCAACAGGCAUCAAGAGUACCUCCGUUUUUUCUCAGAAGAGGAGGACUUGGUGUACUGUGCAGAUAUUGCGCAGCUUCGGCUCAAGCUUGGAGUGCCACAGUACGAACCCAAAGAUUGGAGACUGUUCAGUGACAGCAGCAAGCGAUCACUGAAAUGUGUUCUGCUACACAACGGCAACCAGUUUGCCUCUAUACCCCUGGCUCACUCAAGUACACUGAAGGAGAAUUAUGAAGCGGUGAAGUAUGUGCUGGAGAAAAUUGGUUAUGAUCAGCAUAAGUGGUUUAUUUGUGUUGACCUGAAGAUGGUGAACUUUUUGUUGGGACAACAGUCUGGCUUCACCAAGUACCCAUGUUUUCUGUGCAUGUGGGAUAGUAGGGACCGUGCUCAGCAUUACACGAAGAAGGACUGGCCGUUGUGGGAGAAAUUGGUGCCUUGCAAAGAAAGGAACGUCAUCAAUGACCCUCUGGUGGACAGAGACAGAAUACUUUUCCCACCGCUGCACAUCAAGCUGGGCUUAAUCAAGCAGUUCACCAAGACUCUGGACAAGGAUGGUGACUGCUUCACUUACUUGUGCCAGGCUUUUCCAGGAUUGACCAUGGAGAAGUUGAAAGCUGGCAUCUUUGACGGUCCUCAGAUCCGUCAGCUCAUCAGAGGUCCAGAGUUCGGAAACUCAAUGAACGAAGUGGAACUGGAAGCGUGGAAGGCAUUUGUUCUGGUAGUGAAGAACUUUCUGGGCAACAAUAAGGCCAGAAACUACGCAGAACUUGUCAACAACAUGCUGACUGCUUUCAGACACCUGGGCUGCAACAUGAGCGUCAAGAUGCACUAUCUAUUUUCACAUAUGGACCGGUUUCCUGAGAACCUGGGUUCAAUGAGUGACGAGGAAGGGGAGAGAUUCCAUCAGGACAUGAAAGAGAUGGAGACCAGGUAUCAGGGUCGCUGGGACGCAGUCAUGAUGGCUGACUACUGUUGGACUCUGAAGAGAGACCUCCCUGCCACUGAGCAUUCCAGGAGUUCCAAGAAAUGGAAGUUCAAGCCCUGAAGUUUGAAAAAUGGUGAAGGAACAUGCAGUUUACGUGUACUUACCUUUAUCAAUGACCACCAUUCGACUUCCGAUUUCCGCCGCGGAUAGAAAGGGAGCGUGGAAAGCCUCGUCGGGGUUUUCCGAACAACACAGGGGCUUGGGGGAGUUGCAAAGGCACUGCACCCCCCAAAAAUCUCAAGGGGGAUACCCUUGAGGGAUGGCUAACCGGCAGCGCGGAAGCGGUCCGGCCGUUUUUUCGGGGUUUUUUUCUUGAAGAGCUCGAAGACGACGGGAUUGCAAGCACAAGAGGAAGGAACCGACCCUGUGUUGCGAUGUCUCCGGCUCUCGCUAGAGAAAGCGGCGAAUCUCCAAAAAUUUAAGAACGGACCCUUAGUGUGA
This is a messenger RNA of Podarcis lilfordi (Lilford's wall lizard), 65181 nucleotides long. The record is from the annotation of a GenBank genome assembly. NCBI's taxonomy places the organism in Eukaryota, Metazoa, Chordata, Lepidosauria, Squamata, Lacertidae.